Messenger RNA from Coregonus sp. 'balchen', 52835 nucleotides. The record is from the annotation of a GenBank genome assembly. NCBI's taxonomy places the organism in Eukaryota, Metazoa, Chordata, Actinopteri, Salmoniformes, Salmonidae.
AUGCUGCUGGUGCCGGACGUUAUCGGUUUAGAGACGGUGAAAAAUAUGAGUACUAGGUGAGCAUUCAGUUCAGAGCUGGGCACAAAAUGAAAGAGAAGGGUAGAGAGAGGAGUGAGACGAACCUGUCAGACAGACGCGCCUGUGGAAAAGCAUGGGUCCUAUUUUUAGAGCUGUCUUUUGUGAAGGCCUGUUCUGCUGUGCCUAGGUUCAGCUGCUGCACGGACACAAGAGCCUCAGGUUUAAAGAAUUUACACAAUAUCAUAGAGACUGAUCCAAGGACUACUGUAAUGACCAACCAGGGACUGACUAGGGACACACAGAGACAGAUCCAAGGACCACUGUGAUGACCGACCAGGGACCGUCCAGGGACACACAGAGACAGAUCCAAGGACUACUGUAAUGACCGACCAGGGACUGACCAGGGACACACAGAGACAGAUCCAAGGACCACUGUGAUGACCGACCAGGGACCGUCCAGGGACACACAGAGACAGAUCCAAGGACUACUGUAAUGACCGACCAGGGACAGAUCCAAGGACUACUGUAAUGACCGACCAGGGACCGACCAGGGACAGAUCCAAGGACUACUGUAAUGACCGACCAGGGACACACAGAGACAGAUCCAUGGACUACUGUAAUGACCGACCAGGGGCACAGAGACGGAUCCAAGGACUACUGUAAUGUCCGACCAGGCACUGACCAGGGGCACAGAGACGGAUCCAACCAACCAGGGACAGCACUUUUCUUUUUUCCAUCUCUCGUUUCAUCUUUCUUUUCUUUUUCGCUGGCUAUGUAAGCAAGUUAUGACAGAUGAAUAAGGGGUGGAAGGGGGGCACUUUUUCCUCAUGUAAUCAGAACAAUUUUGAACAUUCAUAAUUCCCAUGUUAAGCAUGUAUAGACUGGUAUGUAGCCUACAUUUUGUAACUGUAACACUCUAGUGGGGGUCAUAUCAGGCUGUCUAAUCUCUCUCACUGUCUGUCAACAUUGGACGAUGACAUCAUGGCUGUCCUGUUGUCCUCUUUCCUGUCAGGGAGACUGGGGGAAGGUUGGGGAAGGUGGAGGAGGCAUUGUGCCUGGCUUACCUUAAGAUAGUCGGUGACAGUGUUAUCAAGUCAAAGUUGGUGACCUUCCAUAGUAAUCCUUUAACCCGAUCUGAAACUGUCUCGGUACUCAUCUCCUUACUCAAUCUCAUGUAGUCGGUCGGUCGGUCAUACACAGUCACACAGUCUCACAUUUUUAGCAACAAAGGUGAAAUGUUUUGUAGCUGGUCUAAUGGUGAGGUCUAGUAUUUGGUGGUCUUCACCAAGCCCUGUUCUUUUGUAGGGUUAAACACAAGUCACUGUUGGUCUUAUUUUAUAUUUCACAAUGCUCAUACCCAAUUUUACACGUUGCAACGGCCAUCAAUCAUCAAUUUUGCAGACUGAGUGUAUCUGUUCAAAGUCCAAACACCUCAGUGUGUCCCUGCCACACAUCUUAGUAAAGACAGGGGAGUGUACUCCUAUCCUUCCGGAUGUUUUGCCCCCGCUAACUUGCCCUACAUCUUUGGAGGAGUCUUGGACUAUUGUUUCAAAAGCCUCUUCCUCUCCUCCCCUCAUAUCCUAGUGGGCCUCUCCUUUCCGUGUUUGGCUAGGAAAUCCUCUCCACUUCCUGCCCAGAAAAGGAAAUGCGCCCGCGCCAACACAUGCCAACAGCAGCACAAUACCCUGACACCUCCUGAACUGGCACAGGUGGCGUGGGAACAGCAUUCAGGAAAGAGGCAUGAGCCUCUUGUUUUCUCCCACAGGAAGUCAACCCUAGAGGAGCAGACAGUAGCGGUGUAUUCAUUUAUUUUGUAUAUAUAUAUAAGUCCCGGGCCUGGCCCCUUAUUGAUAUGCACAGUCUGCUAUUUAACAAGGCUCAAGACUGUCUCUCAUGCAUGCUAAUUAGGUUAACGUAGCUAUGAAGGUAAUGUACUGUAGGAAUUGCAACGUCAAGAUCGAUACUGGCAGUGUGGUAGCAUCCGUUCUAGACGCUUUUGUUAGUUAGACGGAUACUAAUCGCUAACCGGUUGUUAGCGAGGUUUUAUAUUAGUUGUUUGCAUAAUCAACCUUUUUGCAGAACUAGAGUCAAGCUAAGCCUUAGCUUUAAAGCCAGCAAUAAUAUAUAUAGUAUUGUAUGCUAUUGGUCUAUUUCUUAAGUAGCCAAUGUUAUUCAGUGAUAAGAGCAUUUGCAUUGCUUAACCUUUGCAAUUAGUCACUUUAGUGUUUAACUGGCGGUGUCUGGCGACGUGUCAGUACUGGCUUGUCUCUGUACAUACAGUAUAAGAGAGUGUCUCUGUGCACAUACAUGUCUGUGUGCUUUUAUCUUUCCUACUGUGGUAAUGACCUUUUUAUGACCCGAAUGCUAUGCAUCAGUAGGCUAACAGCAUCGCAUGAUCCAAGCCCAUAAUGCAUGGAACAUACUUACAGUGAGGGAAAAAAGUAUUUGAUCCCCUGCUGCUUUUGUACAUUUGCCCACUGACAAAGAAAUGAUCAGUCUAUAAUUUUAAUGGUAAGUUUAUUUGAACAGUGAGAGACAGAAUAACAACAAAAAAAUCCAGAAAAACGCAUGUCAAAAAUGUUAUAAAUUGAUUUGCAUUUUAAUGAGGGAAAUAAGUAUUUGACCCCCUCUCAAUCAGAAAGAUUUCUUGCUCCCAGGUGUCUUUUAUAGAGGUAACGAGCUGAGAUUAGGAGCACACUCUUAAAGGGAGUGCUCCUAAUCUCAGUUUGUUACCUGUAUAAAAGACACCUGUCCACAGAAGCAAUCAAUCAAUCAGAUUCCAAACUCUCCACCAUGGCCAAGACCAAAGAGCUCUCCAAGGAUGUCAGGGACAAGAUUGUAGACCUACACAAGGCUGGAAUGGGCUACAAGACCAUCGCCAAGCAGCUUGGUGAGAAGGUGACAACAGUUGGUGCGAUUGUUCGCAAAUGGAAGAAACACAAAAUAACUGUCAAUCUCCCUCGGCCUGGGGCUCCAUGCAAGAUCUCACCUCGUGGAGUUGCAAUGAUCAUGAGAACGGUGAGGAAUCAGCCCAGAACUACACGGGAGGAUCUUGUCAAUGAUCUCAAGGCAGCUGGGACCAUAGUCACCAAGAAAACAAUUGGUAACACACUACGCCGUGAAGGACUGAAAUCCUGCAGCGCCCGCAAGAUCCCCCUGCUCAAGAAAGCACAUAUACAGGGCCAUCUAAGUUUGCCAAGGAACAUCUGAAUGAUUCAGAGGAGAACUGGGUGAAAUUGUUGUGGUCAGAUGAGACCAGAAUCAAGCUCUUUGGCAUCAACUCGCCGUGUUUGGAGGAGGAGGAAUGCUGCCUAUGACCCCAAGAACACCAUACCCACCGUCAAACAUGGAGGUGGAAACAUUAUGCUUUGGGGGUGUUUUUCUGCUAAGGGGACAGGACAACUUCACCGCAUCAAAGGGACGAUGGACGGGGCCAUGUACCGUCAAAUCUUGUGUGAGAACCUCCUUCCCUCAGCCAGGGCAUUGAAAAUGGGUCGUGGAUGGGUAUUCCAGCAUGACAAUGACCCAAAACACACGGCCAAGGCAACAAAGGAGUGGCUCAAGAAGAAGCACAUUAAGGUCCAGGAGUGGCCUAGCCAGUCUCCAGACCUUAAUCCCAUAGAAAAUCUGUGGAGGGAGCUGAAGGUUCGAGUUGCCAAACAUCAGCCUCGAAACCUUAAUGACUUGGAGAAGAUCUGCAAAGAGGAGUGGAACAAAAUCCCUCCUGAGAUGUGUGCAAACCUGGUGGCCAACUACAAGAAACGUCUGACCUCUGUGAUUGCAAACAAGGGUUUUGCCACCAAGUACUAAGUCAUGUUUUGCAGAGGGGUCAAAUACUUAUUUCCCUCAUUAAAAUGCAAAUCAAUUCAUAACAUUUUUGACAUGCGUUUUUCUGGAUUUUUUUGUUGUUAUUCUGUCUCUCACUGUUCAAAUAAAUCUACCAUUAAAAUUAUAGACUGAUCGUGUCUUUGUCAGUGGGCAAACGUACAAAAUCAGCAGGGGAUCAAAUACUUUUUUCCCUCACUGUAUAGCCAUAGUGGUUAGCAGGGAACAUUACAAAUGGUUGAUGUCGAAAGGCUCACCGGCCCCCUCAACUGAAUCUGUGACUGCAUUAAUGUUACGCUCCGUUAGCAUUGUCACAUCAGUGUCACAAUCAACUAAAAUCAAUGUGCCCCUGCUUUCCUUUGCAUUUAGAUUGAGAUUGUUCAGCAGAAUGUCAACCCAUAGUCUACGUCCCAAAUGGCACCCUAUUCCCUACAUAGUGCACUAAAAGUAGUAGUGGUCAAAAGUAGCGAGUGCACUAUAUAGGGGAUAUGAUGUCAUUUGGGACAGAGCCAUAGUCUCGUUGUCACUGGGAACCAUUAAAGUGCACUAUAUAGGGAAUAGGAUACUAUUAAAGGGAACCAUUAAAGGGUGACCUAGAGUGUCUGGCUGUUGUCCCCAGGCUCGACCCCCACUGCGGUGAUGCAAUGAUAUAAUGACGCCCCGGUGCCCCUGACGAUUGUUGCCAACAACGGUAAUGACCGAGUCAUCAGCACCAGAAGAAAGCACCUGAGCUUGGUGAUGCAUUACAUCAUCGCCCGGGGGCUGGAGAGGGUGAUGGGAUUACUGUCAUAGUGGGUCUUCAUGUCCUAUUGGUUGGCUGAAGGCCAAAAACAAACCCUGCUUUCGAGGCAUUCUCUUAACGUAGUAACUAUACAGUGUGUAAGUGGCUUGCGAAAGUAUUCACCCCCCCCUUGGCAUUUUCCUAUUUUGUUACCUUACAACCUGGAAUUAAGAUUGAUAUUUGGGGGGGUUGUAUAAUUUGAUUUACACAACAUGCCUACAACUUUGAAGAUGCAAAAUAUUUUUUAUCGGGAAACAAACAAGAAAUAAGACCAAAAAAAUGAACUUGAGCGUGCAUAACUAUUCACCCCCCCCAAAGUAAAUAAUUUGUCGACCCACCUUUUGCAGCAAUUGCAGCUGCAAGUCUCUUGGGGUAUGUCUCUAUAAGCUUGGCACAUGUAGCCACUGCGAUGUUUGCCCAUUCUUCAAGGCAAAACUGCUCCAGCUCCUUCAAGUUGGAUGGGUUCCGCUGAUGUACAGCAAUCUUUAAGUCAUACAUUUUACAUUCACAUUUUUACAUUUACAUUUUUGUCAUUUAGCAGACGCUCUUAUCCAGAGCGACUUACAGUUAGUGAGUGCAUACAUUUUUUCAUACUGCCCCCCCGUGGGAAUCGAACCCACAACCCUGGCGUUGCAAGCGCCAUGCUCUACCAACUGAGCUACACGGGACCACAGAUUCUCAAUUGGAUUGAGGUUUGGGCUUUGACUAGGCCAUUCCAAUACAUUUAAAUGUAAACCACUCGAGUGUUGCUUUAGCAGUAUGCUUAGGGUCAUUGUCCUACUGGAAGGUGAACCUCCGUCCCAGUCCCAAAUCUUUGGAAGACUGAAACAGGUUUCCCUCAAGAAUUUCCCUGUAUUUAGCGCCAUCCAUCAUUCCUUCAAUUCUGACCAGUUUCCCAGUCCCUGCUGAUGAAAAACAUCCCCACAGCAUGACGCUGCCAGCACCAUGCUUCACUGUGGGGAUGGUGUUCUCGGGGUGAUGAGAGGUGUUGGGUUUGCGCCAGGCAUAGCGUUUUCCUUGAUGGCCAUGAAGCUACAUUUUAGUCUCAUCUUACCAGAGUACUUUACAUAUGUUUGGUGAGUCUCCCACAUGCCUUUUGGCGAACACCAAACGUGUUUGCUUAUUUUAUUCUUUAAGCAAUGGCUUUUUUUCUGGCAUCUCUUCCGUAAAGCCCAGCUCUGUGGAGUGUACGGCUUAAGGUGGUCCUAUGUACAGAUACUCCAAUCUUCGCUGUGGAGCUUUGCAGCUCCUUCAGGGUUAUCUUUGGUCUCUUUGUUGCCUCUCUGAUUAAUGCCCUCCUUGCCUGGUCCGUGAGUUUUGGUUGGUGGCCCUCUCUUGGCAGGUUUGUUGUGGUGCCAUAUUCUCUCAAUUUUUUAAUAAUGGAUUUAAUGGUGCUCCGUUGGAUGUUCAAAGUUUCUGAUAUUUUUUUAUGAUCUGUACUUCUCCACAACUUUGUCCCUGACCUGUUUGGAGAGCUCCUUGGUCUUCAUGGUGCUGCUUGCUUGGUGUUGCCCCUUGCUUAGUGGUGUUGCAGACUCUCAAUCAGAAAUCUUUCUGAUUGAGAGGGGGUCAAAUACUUAUUUCCCUCAUUAAAAUGCAAAUCAAUUCAUAACAUUUUUGACAUGCGUUUUUCAGGAUUUUUUUGUUAUUCUGUUUCUCACUGUUCAAAUAAACCUACCAUUCAAAUUAUAGACUGAUCAUUUGUUUGUCAGCGGGCAAAUGUACAAAAUCAGCAGGGUAUCAAAUACUUUUUUCCCUCACUGUAUGCAACAAAAUAGGAAUAACGCCAAGUGGGAUGAAUACUUUUGCAAGGCACUGUACGUGAACAAAUAACCCUUUCAAGAACGACUCAAUACACUCAACAUGCAAAUGUAGCAUUUACUAUUCUGUUGACCCUGGAUUGAUCUGCGUCAGAGCCAUAUAUAGACAUACUGUAUAUCUGUCUGUUCUCAAUAAAUACGCUACCGGUCAAAAAUUUUAGACCAACUACUCAUUCAAGGGUUUUUCUUUAUUUUUACUAUUUUCUACAUUGCAGAAUAGUAGUGAAGACAUCAAAACCAUAAAAUAACACAUAUGGAAUCAUGCAGUAACCAAAUAAGUGUUAAACAAAUCAAAAUAUAUUUUAUAUUUGAGAUUCUUCAAAUAGCCACCCUUUGCCUUGAUGACAGCUUUGCACACUCUUGGCAUUCUCUCAACCAGCUCCAUGAGGUAGUCACCUGGAAUGCAUUUCAAUUAACAGGUGUGCCUUCUUAAAAGUUAAUUUGUGGAAUUUCUUUCCUUAAUGCGGUUGAGCCAAUCAGUUGUGUUGUGACAAGGUAGGGGGGUAUACAGAAGAUAGCCCUAUUUGGUAAAAGACCAAGUCCAUAUUGCCAUCUACUUUAAUGAUUUUUUUUAUUGGCAAGAUUAGCAAACUUAUGCAUGACUUGCCAGCAACAAUUGCUGACGCUACACAUCCAAGUAUAUUUGACAAAAAAAAUUAUUCCGUAAAGUGAGUGUGGAAGAGGUGAAAAUGUUAUUGUUGUCUAUCAACAAUGACAAGCCACCGGGGUCUGACAACUUGGAUGGAAAAUUACUGAGGAUAAUAGCGGACGAUAUUGCCACUCCUAUUUGCCAUAUUUUUUAUUUAAGCCUACUAGAAUGUGUGUGCCCCCAGGCUUGGAGGGAAGAAAAAGUCAGUCUGCCACCUAAGAAUAGUAAAGCCCCCUUCACUGGCUCAAGUAGCCGACCAAUUAGCCUCUUACCAACCCUUAGUAAACUAUUAGAAAAAAUGAUGUUUGACCAGAUACAGUGCUAUUUUACAGUAAACAAAUUGACAUCAAACUUUCAGCAUGCUUAUAGAGAAGGACAUUCAACAAGCACAGCACUUACACACAUGACUGAUGAUUGGCUGAGAGAAAUUGAUGAUAAAAAGAUUGUGGGGGCUGUUUUGUGAGACUUCAGUGCGCCUUUUGACAUUGUCGAUCAUAGUCUGCUGCUGGAAAAACGUAUGUGUUAUGGCUUUACUCCACCUGCUAUAUUGUGGAUACAGAGUUACCUGUCUAACAGAACACAGAGGGUGUUCUUUAAUGGAAGCCUCUCCAGCAUAAUCCAGGUAGAAUAAGGAAUUCCCCAGGGCAGCUGUCUAGGCUCAUUACUUUUUUUAAAUCUUUACUAAUGACAUGCCACUGGCUUUGAGUAAAGUCAGAGUGUCUAUGUAUGCGGAUGAUUCAAAACACUAUACAUGUCAGCUACUACAGCGACUGAAAUGACUGCAACACUUAACAAAGAGUUGCAGUUAGUUUCAGAGUGGGUGGCAAGGAAUAAGUUAGUCCUAAAUAUUUCUAAAACUAAAAGUAUUGUAUUUGGAACAAAUCAUUCACUAAACUCCAAACCUCAAUUAAAUCUUGUAAUAAAUAAUGUGGAGAUUGAUGUUGAGGUGACUAAACUGCUUGGAGUAACCCUGGAUUGUAAACUGUCAUGGUCAAAACAUAUUGAUACAACAGUAGCUAAUAUGGGGAGAAGUCUAUCCAUAAAAAAGCGCUGCUCUACCUUCUUAACAGCACUAUCAACAAGGCAGGUCCUACAGGCUCUAGUUUUAUCGCACCUGGACUACUGCUCAGUCGUGUGGUCAGGUGCCACAAAGAGGGACUUAGGAUAAUAAUAUGCAUGUCAAUCUCUCCUGGCUCAAAGUGGAGGAGAGAUUGACUUCAUCACUGCUUGUGUUUGUGAGAGGUGUUGACAUGUUGAAAGCACCGAGCUGUCUGUUUGAACUACUGGCACACAGCUCAGACACGCAUGCAUACCCCACAAGACAUGCCACCAGAGGUCUCUUCACAGUCCCCAAGUCCAGAACAGACUAUGGGAGGCGCACAGUACUACAUAGAGCCAUGCCUACAUGGAACUCUAUUCCACAUCAGGUAACUGAUGCAAGCAGUAGAAUCAGAUUUAAAAAACAGAUACAAAUACACAUUAUAGAACAGCGGGGACAGUGAAGCAACACAAACAUAGGCACAGACACAUGCAUACACACACAUGAUAACAUACGCACUAUACACACACGUACACAUGGAUUUUGUGUUGUAGAUAUGUGGUAGUGGAGUAGGGGCCUGAGGGCACACACUUAGUGUGCUGUGAAAUCUGUUAUGAAUGUAUUGUAAUGUUUUUUUAAAUUUAUAACUGCCUUUAAUUUUGCUGGACCCUAGGAAGAGUAGAUGCUGCCUUGGCUAAUGGGAAUCCAUAAUAAAUACAAAUACAAAGAGAAAUGACAGUCCAUUACUUUUAGACAUGAAGGUCAGUCAAUACGGAACAUUUCAAUAACUUUGAAAGUUUCUUCAAGUGCAGUCGCAAAAACCAUCAAGCGCUAUGAUGAAACUGGCUCUAAUGAGGACCACCACACGAAUGGAAGACCCAGAGUUACCUCUGCUGCAGACACCAAUAAUGAGAAGAGACUUGCUUGGGCGAAGAAACACGACCAAUGGACAUUAGACCGGUGGGAAUUUGUCCUUUGGUCUGGAAUCCAAAUUUGAGAUUUUUGGUUCCAACCACCGUGUCUUUGUGAGACGCGGUGUGGGUGAACGGAUUAUCUCCGCAUGUGUAUUUCCCACCGUAAAGCAUGGAGGAGGAGGUGUUAUGGUGUGGGGGUGCUUUGCUGGUGACACUGUCUGUGAUUUAUUUAGAAUUCAAGGCACACUUAACCAGAAUGGUUACCACAGCAUUCUGCAGCGAUACGCCAUCCCACCUGGUUUGGGCUUAGUGGGGCUUUUCAACAGGACAAUGACCCAACACACCUCCAGGCUGUGUAAGGGCUAUUUUACCAAGAAGGAGGGUGAUGGAGUGCUGCAUCAGAUGACCUGGCCUCCACAAUCCCCCGACCUCAACCAAAUUGAGAUGGUUUGGGAUGAGUCGGACUGCAGAGUGAAGGAAAAGCAGCCAACAAGUGCUCAGCAUAUGUGGGAACUCCUUCAAGACUGUUGGAAAAGCAUUCCAGGUGAAGCUGGUUUAGAGAAUGCCAAGAGUGUGCAAAGCUGUCAUCAAGGCAAAGGGUGGAAUAUAAAAUAUAUUUAUUUUUUUGGUUACUACAUGAUUCCAUAUGUGUUAUUUCAUAGUUUUGAUGUCUUCACUAUUAUUCUACAGUGUAGAAAAUAGUAAAAAUAAAGAAAAACCCUUGAAUGAGUAGGUGUUCUAAAACUUUUCACUGGUAGUGUAGUUUUGAUCAGAAUUUGUUUUCCUAUCCAACCCUGCAAUAACAGGAACCACCAUAGAUCACUUUGCCACACCACAUCCAAAGCUAAUGGAAGGAAAUCUGAUGUUGAAGAAAGGCAGCACCGGUGGCAACACAUAUUUUGUUUGUGUAAGAAAGCUCUUUGUUUUUAACUGUCAUUGUAGGAACACUGCUGGGUUUUCCUAUUUGCCCGUUGGGGCUUUGAUUCUUAUCUGAAUUGGCAGUUUAUUGUUGUGCAAUUUGAAAAUAAUAUCAGCUCCGCUCCAAUCCUAUUCCCUAUAUAGUGUUCUACAUUUGACCAAGGACCAUACGGACUAUGUAGGGAAUACAUACAUUUGGGAUGCAGCCUUGGAUUGCCCUUUAAGCCAUUGUUUGCUGUGCCUUUUCUCAUUUAAAGCACUGUUCUUCUCAUAUCUCAGUGUCAGUCACCAAGCCUGGCCCACUGACCUCAGAUCUGACUGGGGCUUUUUGUGUUUCCAAUAACCAGAUCAAAUCGCAGUGUCAGUCACCAAGCCUGUUCCGCUGGCCUCAUAUCUGACUGGGCCUUUUUGUGUUUCCAAUAACCAGAAGCCUUCCUAGGGGUAUGGGCGUUCCCUGUACACACACACUUAUACACACCAUGCACGUAUUGUAUGUACAUGCAUAAAGUAUACACGCACACACCAGGCACACCGCACAUGUGUGUGGUCAUUUGAUGGCUCUAUCAGUCCUGUCUGUAAUGUGAUAUCACAGUCCUGUCUGCAAUGUGAUGGGGGGGGGGGGGGGGGAGUCUGUGACCAGACUGCUACUGUCUCUGACACAAAUGUGUGGCCCCCUCUCUCUCUCGCUCUCACUCACUCCCUCGCUCUCACACUCUCCCUAAAUCUUGUCGUGUCCCUAUGCUUCUGUCGCCACAGCAACCAACAAACGCGUCGUGGGGGCAGGUCAUGCUCAGUCGCCGUGGUUACUAUACUCCAACGGUGACAGCAGUGACAUCAUUGUUAUACUGAUUCAAAUUGUUAUACUGAUUUAAAGCCAUUCAAAGCAACACCGUUUGUCUCCAAAUCCAUAUUCCUCUUUCGUUUUAUUACCUGCUGUCUGAGUAAGUUAUCAGGCCCUCCUUUCCUCUCCGCUCUCUCUCUCUCUGCCCAGGAAAUGGCUUUCCCUGAUUCCGUUGCCAUGCCAACUGGCUGCAGCCGUGGUCGACUGCUGAAGUGAGAGUGAUAAUGACAUUACUCUUUCUGUUCUCUUCCCCCUCUCUCUCUCUCCUCCUCUCUUCUCUCUCCCCUCUCUCCUCUAAUAAUAAUAAUAAUAACAUGCCAUUUAGCAGACGCUUUUAUCCAAAGCGACUUACAGUCGUGCGCAUACAUUUUUACCUAUGGGUGGUCCCGGGCAUCGAACCCACUACUUUGGCAUUACAAGUGCCAUGCUCUACCAACUGAGCUACAGAGGACCACCUCUCUCCCCUCUCUCCUCCCCCCUCUCUCUCCCUCUCCUCUCUCCUCUCUCCUCUCUCCCUCUCUCUCUCUCUCCUCCCUCUCUCCUUCUCUCCAUCGAUUCCUUUUGAUUUCUGUGUUUUGCUCUCCUUUGCAUCCUCUAUCUUUCCUGCCUAUUUUCUCUGUGUAGCUAUCUGUUUAUCUGUUUCUAGGUAUCCUAUUCAUCCUCAUUCCUCUCUCUCCCUCAGUCCCUCUCCUUUUCUCUCUUUCUCUAUCCCUCUCUCCUUCUCGUUUUAAGCUGUGUAGAGUGUGUGUGUGUGUGUGUGUGUGUGUGUGUGUGUGUGUGUGUGUGUGUGUGUGUAUAGAACAGCAGGCACCAGCGGCUGCUCUCUCAGCCUCAGUGAGGAAGGGAGGUCCCUAUUCAAGCCACCCCUUCACCCCUCCCAAAUACACACACUGACACAUACACGUCCCCCUGCUUUGGUCGACAAAUGAACCAGGAGUAGUGUUAACAAAGCAUCGUGGAGGCUGUGGGUCAUACGUCUCAGACUAAUCUAAUGGUGCGUAAAGCCUAGUGAGCGAGUCGGUGCGUGCGCGUGAGCGUGAGUGUGUGUGUGUAUAGCCAGCCUACCAUCGACAGCGAGAGAGAACAGAGCAGAGAGGGGAGGAAGAAAAGGAGAGGUAGGAUGAGGGAGUGAACGUGAGUGAAAGUGCUGUCAGCCAUUUUAGCCAGAUUAUUAUUAUUUUUUCUGCUUUAUUAUCCACACACCGGAGCUCAUUGGAGGAGGAAUCUACCUAGUUGGCAUCAGCAUAAAAGAACGAAGGCAUGACCAGCAUCCUCUUGGGUAGUCAGAUCUUUCACCCUCUUUCUUUUUUUGCAUCCUUGCGUUGGCAGAGCAUAGCGGGGGCUGUGCAGGCUGGCCUGUCCUCUCGCUGCUACAGGGCUGCUGGUGUCAGCUUCAGCGGAUACUCCCUGAGCAUCACCCCCUCUCUUCCCAGAGAGCGAGACAGCCGAGAGGGGUGGAGGAGGAAGAUGGGGGUGAGGCGCGCUGCAGUAUAGAGAGCUGGAUAAAGGAUGUUACAUUUUAGCCCGGCGUAUAUUGUAUCAUUAUGAAACCAUUAGCAGCAGCAGCCAGCCAUGGAGUCCCGAGCCAGCAAGAUAAAAACCCAGUAAGUAUCGACGUGCGCAUUUAUUUUGCUCUAUGACCCACUCUCUGGAUAUGAUUAUCUACCCUAUAAUGGCUGCGCAUCGGGUUUCUCUCGAGCCGCGCCGAGAUGAAUGAAUAUGCAGGGCCCAGCCCACUAUAACCCAGCGCCCACUAUAGGUGUGUUGUGACGUGCGGGUUGAUGGGCUGCUGUCCAUGGUGCUUGUAGUGACAGCCAGAAUAGAGAUAUUUGCAGGCUACUGAGCGAUCUGCACUUGAGCUGUAGGUGAAUCUGUAGGUGAAUUGAUCGGCUGUCAGCAACCGCUGGCAUCACUCAACCCUCCGAGGCAUCCUGCUUAGCUGUAAAUCACAGAGAUAGAACGGAUUGGGGAGGGUAAGUUACAUCUAUCUAGCACACAGAUUUAGCCUUCUAUCUCUCUCUCCCCUUUCUUUCUAUCUCCGAUUAUCUCCUCCUCAGCAAGCAAGAAGUAGGCUAGUUUGUAAUAUUAAUAUAAUGCAAAUAUUAAUUAGCGAAACAGUGGGAGACAACAAACAUAAGAGAGUAUCAUAUUUCUGGUGUAGUGACAUCAUGCCCAUGACUAAUAUGCGGAAAUUGCAUGUCUAUUUAGUGAGAGUAGGUGGUUGUCAUAGUAACAUGGCUAUUAUGAGUUAGUGCAUCAAUUUGCUUCUCUCUGUCUCUCUCUCUCUCUCUCUCUCUCUCUCUCUCUCUCUGUCUCUCUCUACCGCUCUGUCUCUAUCUCUCUUUCUCUGUCUCUCUCUGUCUCUCUCUCUCUCUCACUCUGUGUCUCUCUCUGUGUCUCUCUCUGUGUCUCUCUCUCGCUCUGUCUCUCUCUAUCUUUCGCUCUGUCUCUCUCUCUGUGUAAGUCGCUCUGGAUAAGAGCGUCUGCUAAAUGACGUAAAUGUAAUAUACACUCAACAAAAAUAUAAAUGCUAUAUGAAAAGUGUUGGUCCCAUGUUUCAUGAGCUGAAAUAAAAGAUCCCAGAAAUAUUUCCAUACACACAAAAAGCUUAUUUCUCUCAAAUGUUGUGCACAAAUUUGUUUACAUCCCUGUAAGUGAGCGUUUCUCCUUUGCCAAGAUAAUCCAUCCACCUGACAGGUGUGGCAUAUCAAGAAGCUGAUUGAACAGCAUUAUCAUUAUGCAUGUGCACCUUGUGCUGGGGACAAUUUAAAGGCCACUCUAAAAUGUGCAGUUUUGUCACACAACAAUAUGCCACAGAUGUAUCAAGUGUUGAGGGAGCCAUUUGGCAUGCUCACUGCAGGAAUGCUCACUGCAUUUCUCUACUGUAAGCCGCCUCCAACGUCGUUUUAGAGAAUUUGGCAGUACGGCCAACCGGCCUCACAACCGCUGACCAACGUGUAUGGCGUCGUGUGGCGUUGAUUUUUGCACUCAGCAUUCUUGGCAAAUAGGACAGUAACUUUGUGCCCCAGUUUAUAGGUAUCAUUGAUUUUAUUUUCAUGAAAUUAAAGAAUACAAUAACAUUGCCCCUUAUUCUAUAGUGCCACUGAAUAUCAAUGAUGUCCAACAGAUUUUUCAAUACAGAUUGCUGUUGUAGUUAAUGUGAACCAAUUCAGUGUCCAGUCAUAUAUAAGACAAUAAUAUGUCCACUUAAUUCAUAGUGCCAAGGAAUGUCUUUGUUUGUUUAAUGCUGACUUCAAUUGUAUAAGAUCUUCAUUAUUGUAACACCAUUCAUCGUCCACUAAUAAGGUCUCUCUACUCUGCUGAAGGGGGUUCAGAGGGGUUGUGGCCAGAUGAGGGGCUUGACCAGCCUGAGGGGCUUUUGGCCAGAUGAGGGGCUCGUCCAGCCUGAGGGGCUUGUGGCCUGGUCCUGGCUCUAGCCCCCCUGGUGAACCAUUUGGUUCUGUGCACUGUGCCGGUUAAUGAAAUGUGACGGCCAUCUUUGAUACACUGUAAUGACAUCACAUUCACAAUGGUAUUGGGGUGUGAAUGUAUUGUGGGUGUGGGCUACACACACACUUGCAUGUAUACACUCAGACACACACACACAAAUGCAUACGUGUGUGUGUGUGUGUGUGUGUGUGUGUGCGCACACCACAGUAUUUGGUUUGAUUGAGAAGACCAAUUUAGGCUGUUUUGGCUUUCCAUGUGUUGAAUAACGUGUCACUGUUUGGAAGUGCUACACCAACUUCUUAAAUUCCUUGACCUAGUGUGCUCUCUACUACUACUCCUAAUAGGCCUAAACAACAAUUCUGUGGCGGUUCCUGUUAAAACAUUUAAAUAUCUACUGUAAGUGGUGAAUAUUGAGGAGUGAUUUAGUAACCAGAAACAUUCUCCAUAGAGUAUGGAGAAUUUGGAAGUGUUCAUUCCAGGAGCAGAACAGAGUCGUCACUUUUCCUACCUUAAAAAGCUGUGACUUGAGUCAUUACAUCCAAUGUUAAUACCUCUCUCUACCUCUCCACAUGGAGUCUGAGAUUUACUAUGAACACGAAUCAGGGGACAUGUCGAGUCAAACCGAUUUAGUUUCAAAUGAACCUCCAAAUGUAUUCCACAUCCAAUCUAUUCCAUUUGUGAACCAUGUGAGACCUCCAGAAUUGCUCUUACUGAAGAUGUUUUCAUAAUCCAUCAGCAACAUAGUGGUUAUUUAAAUUCCCCACGGACAGAUAUUAUUAUAAUGAUUAAAUUACAUGCUUGUUGCCAUUGGUACUAAAGUCUUAUCAAGGUUUUAGCUCAACGGGCUAACACAAUCUUGUGAUAUGCUGGAGACCCGGGUUUGAACCCCAGUCGGUCACAUCAGCAAGCAAGACCCUGUACCCAACUACCCCUGCUGCUUGGCCUAUGGUUACCCAACUACCCCUGCUGCUUGGCCUAUGGUUACCCAACUACCCCUGCUGCUUGGCCUAUGGUUAACCAACUACCCCUGCUGCUUGGCCUAUGGUUACCCAACUACCCCUGCUACUUGGCUUAGGGCUACCCAACUACCCCUGCUACUUGGCCUAUGUUUACCCAACUACACCUGCUGCUUGGCCUAUGGUUACCCAACUACCCCUGCUACUUGGCCUAUGGUUACCCAACUAUCCUUGCUACUUGGCCUAUGGUUACCCAACUACCCCUGCUGCUUGGCCUAUGGUUACCCAUCUAUCCCUGCUACUUGGCCUAUGGUUACCCAACUAUCCCUGCUACUUGGCCAAUUGUUACCCAACUACCCCUGCUGCUUGGCCUGUGGUUACCCAACUACCCCUGGUGAUUGGCCUAUGGUUACCCAACUACCCCUGCUACUUGGCCUAUGGUUACCCAACUACCCCUUCUACUUAGCCUAUGGUUACCCAACUGACCCUUGCUGCUUGGCCUAUUGUUACCCAACUACCCCUGCUGCUUGGCCUAUGUUUACCCAACUAUCCCUGCUACUUGGCCUAUGGUUACCCAACUGACCCUUGCUGCUUGGCCUAUUGUUACCCAACUACCCCUGCUACUUGGCCUAUGGUUACCCAACUGACCCUUGCUGCUUGGCCUGUGGUUACCCAACUGCCCCUGCUGCUUAGCCUGUGGUUACCCAACUACCCCUGCUGCAUGGCCUGUGGCUACCCAACUACCCAUGCUACUUGGCCUAUGCCUACCCAACUACCCCUGCUACUUGGCUUGGGGCUACCCAACUACCCCUGCUACUUGGCCUAUGGCUACCCAACUGCCCCUGCUACUUGGUUUAGGGCUACCCGACUACCCCUGCUGCUUGGCCAAUGGCUACCCAACUACCCCUGCACCUUGGCCUAUGGUUACCCAACUACCCCUGCUGCUUGGCCUAUGGUUACCCAACUGCCCCUGCUGCUUGGCCUAUGGUUACCCAACUACCCCUGCUGCUUGGCCUAUGGUUACCCAACUAUCCCUGCUGCUUGGCCUAUGGUUACCCAACUACCCCUGCUGCUUGGCCUAUGGUUACCCAACUGCCCCUGCUACUUGGCCUAUGGUUACCCAACUACCCCUGCUGCUUGGCCUAUGGUUACCCAACUACCCCUGCUACUUGGCCUAUGGCUACCUUCCAAACACGAGGCGCUCAGUAAAUAUUGACAGGAAACAGAACGGCAAAGUUUGCCAACCAACCGCUGCACUUUCAAAUUGAAUUGAUCUUGGUUGUAAGCACUUAUAAGCGUCGGGUAAUUGACUCUAUUACAGAAGGGCUUAAAAUGUUGAGCUACGUUUUAAAAUACAUUAUUAUUUUCAUGUUAAAUAAAUACAUCUUGUUUUCACACUAAACUCUUUAAAUGUUCCCCACGGACACCAUAAAAGUGGGAAAUGUAAUUAACAGCUGCUCGUUUGGUUAUUAAUUAUUUGGAAGUAGUUUAGCGAUCAUUUAAUAUUUGUUCACGUAUGUUCUAUUAAGACGGCUAUGUAAUCACAGGAGAAUGAGAUGGCUUAAGGCCUUUUUUAAUUUAAAUUAAAUUAAUGUAGAGGGACAUCAAAUGAACUGAAGAAGAUUAAUAAAUUACAUCUUGAAUCAAGAAUCACUCUGGGAACUCAGAACUCAACCACUGUCAAAUCGCAGUGAAUUCAGCUACAAAAUAAUUUAUACAUUUUCACAUGGGAACUCGUUCCCCUAACUCCACCUCCGCCCUGGCCUACACAGAGGCAAAUGGCUACACAUACCAUGCAAACAUCUAGGCAUCUCUAAUAUAGACAUUACACUAAUUUGGUUGCAGUGUUAUGGUCAGGGCUAAACAAGUGUUGCACCCACCAUGUAGCCAAGUGCCUUUUAAACGCCUGACAGCCAUGCGUGGGUGGUGUGAGUGGGUUGAGACUGGUGAAACUGACCAACUGUCUGUUUGUGUGUGGCGUGUGUGUGUGUGUGUGUGCAGCUCCCCGCAGACUUCAGCCGACUCCACCUGUCCGACGGCUUGCACCCACAGGUGACCCACGUGUCUUCCAGCCACUCAGGAUGUAGUAUCACCAGCGACUCUGGAAGCAGCAGCCUGUCAGACAUAUACCAGGUAAGCGCAGGCCCCGUCCCCACAACGUCCCCCAUAACGCACCCCCAACGUCCUCUAAAUGCCCAUGGAGAAGCCCCCCCACUCUGGAAGUAGCAGCUUACCAGGUAAGCAGGCCUCUCCCAAAUGUCCCCAUAACCUCCCAACAAUGUCCCAGCAACAUACCCCCCAACCCCCUUUAAACGCCAAUAUAACAGAACAUACCCCCCCCCCCCCCCCCCCCCCCCCCCCCCAUCUUGUGACUGUAGUCGGGCUCCAUAGCCAAUCACACCUAAUCCUCUUACCACACGCAGGCACCCCAUUGGCUCCUGACCUCGUAACCUGCUGUCUGUGUAUCUGUGAGUGCAGUGUGUGUUAGUGAGGGUGUGUGUGUGCGCAUUAGUCGGUGUCAGUUUGUUGCCGUUUGUGUGUCGUGCACACGCACAAUCUGUGUAGAGUACAUAGUGUGUGUGCGCGCGUGCGCGUAUAUACAUGUGGAGGGGAGGGGACAGGUUGUGAACAAGCUCUACUGUGCCCAGGCCCUGAUCCAGUCUUAGGACCAUCUGCUAGGUCCUCAUUAACAGGUCUGCUGUAGCGUCUCCAUUAAAUCCCUCAUCUUCUCUCUCUCUCUCUCUCUCUCCACAUUCUCUCUCUCUCCACAUUCUCUCUCUCCACAUUCUCUCUCUCUCAAUAACCCCUUUCCUUCGCCAGUCCUUCUGUCUCUUUAUGAUCUAUCUGUCCAUAGCCUCAUCUCUCUCUCCCUCCCCACUUCUAUUCAGUCUUACUCUCUCACUAAUGGAGAUGACCCAGACCCACCAUCACUUCUUCUGAGAAUGUUAGAUUUGCCAUCUUCAAAGCUUAGAGAAAAUGGCUGAACCAGUAGUAGUUCAGGACAAGCAUGUGUGGGUUUACAUCUGUCAUCGGGGCUGAAGCAUAGAGUGAAGGAGGGGUUGGUACAAUGGAAAAACAUGUAAAAACACAGGAACUUGUAGUCAGUGAAUAUCAAUGGACUCAAUCGGAUAUCUUAGCAGCCGGAGAACUGUAUUUGUUGCGCCAGCCUCUCUAGGAUGAUAACUCAGUGAUAAGGACAACAUCAUAUAUAUUUGACAAUAUUAAGGACAACCCAAAUCACAGGACUGUAUGUGUAAGAUCUAUUCAAAGAUGGAUGUCUACCAGGGUAAAGCUCUUGGCGAUGAUGCCCCUUGUUCGUCAGAGUCCUCCACGAGCCAUGUCGGCUGGAGUGCCCCAUUUGUCUCUCCCCCCAGAGAGAGGAAUAGAGCUGCAUCCUCUCUGUCACUGCCUGGCAAACAUGGCAGACUGUUUUGCCUCUGAAUAAAUCAUGAAAUUGGUUCUUCAGAAUGAGGCUUGAAAGCAUUGAUCCAAGAAUAGCCCUGUUGAAAUAUUAACGACCCACCCCCCCCCCACCCCUUUCUUUUUUUGCUCACCACACUUUAUGGAUCUCACACAAACACACAUACAGAGGGGUUCUGACUUGCUCUGUAUUUCGAGAUAACAUUUGACGUUUUUAUCGGUUCAGAAUUCCCACUGGACUGUAACAUUGUGUAACACAGUGGAAAUUAUGUCCGAAUCAAAUCCGAAGGUGUUUUAACCUCCCGUGGCACACACUUCUAAAUUAAGAUCGGCACACUAUUUAUGAAUAUUUAGUAUAUUAUAAGCCUUAUUCAUAAAUCUAGGUGGGUGGCUAAUAUGGAAUUGACGUACAGAAAUAUUGAAUAAAGGAAUGCUUCCGUGAGAGGACUAGCCUACAUCCUAUUGUAGAUAAGUAAUAGGGUCAAUGAGGAUGUCCAGUGACUUACAUCUCUGCUAUUUUAGGACAUUUGACAUUUUUCUGGUUUCCUCCUGAGAUUUGGAGCAUGCCAACAAUGUUUGUUCGUGUGGAAUAUUGCUGUGUUUUCUACCGGGUUUCGGCAUCGGUAGACAUUGACUUUCACAUCAAGGUUGAGCUGAAGACAGAUGGCUGUUUUCUCUGUUUUCACUGCUGCCAAAAUUUCUAGACGAAUUCAAGACAGUUUUCUAGCAUUUUCCAUCUCACCAGCUCAGUUACUCCCUGUCGCAUAGGGAACCGACAUACCUCGAUCUUCAGAUUUUCUGCUGUUUCACUCCACAAGUCCACACCUUACCAACCCCUUUGCUCUCUCUCGCCCUAUCAGGCCCCUCCCCUGCCCCUCCCACUUUGCUGACCUCCUGAUGCCUGAGUGGCUAGUCAGACAGCACCCUGAAUCAUUAAUGAGACAUUUGCACAUGGUGGUUAAGGAGAAAUGACAUAGGGCUACGUUCGGUGAGAGACAGGGACUCUUUGAAUCUCAGAAAAAUUUAAACACACUGGCGGUAAAGAUGCGUCUUGGACUAGGCUGCUGCAGGCAGUUUGCGAAGGCAACGUUGUUUUCGUAUCUCUCAGUGAAAAGGCAGGAGUUUAGGCACCUUAUUCAGGUAAGAGGGGUCGGUUAACGCUCAACACAUCUGGGCCAGGAGGGUUUUCAUCUCCCUGUGUUUCGUGCCUGGUUUUCGUUCCGAGCAUGAAACGCACAACAGGGCCUCUCAGCGAUAUUUAUAGCAUGUGAGAAGCCUUGAUGAAUGCACAGCGCCAAGCUCUCUAUUAAAAUGAGUGUGACAUUGUCAAUUGCGCAUCACUCUUUCAGGGAGAGAGAGAGGGAGGGAGGGAGGGAGGGAGGGAGGGAGGGAGGGAGGGAGGGAGAGGGAGAGAGGGAGAACCACAGCUAGAGAGAGAGAGAGAGAGAGAGAACCACAGCUAGAGAGAGAGAGAGAGAGAUUUGAUUCUUGUCGCUUUUGAAGAAUUGAAACAGGUUCUGCUUCUUGCCUUUGUUUUGUUUGCCAGCCCUUAUGUGAAGUUUUUGCACCAAAACCCUGAUUUAGAUUUACCAACCUCACCUCAGCCCACCAGUGUGCCGCUGUUACUACUUGGAGUAGAUGGAUAGAGCUGACAUGCUUAGUAUGGACCAGUGACCGUUUUCCUGCACUCAUAUUACUAAAACUAAGAUUGAUGGUGGUUGUUAUGAUAGAAAAAGCUGUUGUGUUUUUGUUGAUCCUGGAUGACUUGAUCCAUAAUGACUGACCUACAUCCAUCUUUUCCUCUGACCCCCAGGCCACGGAAAACGAGCCGGGUGACAUGGACCUCAGCGGCCUGCCUGAGACCGCCGUCGACUCAGAGGAGGACGAUGACGAGGAGGACAUUGAGCGAGCGUCGGACCCCCUCAUGAGCCGCGACAUCGUGCGGGACUGCCUGGAGAAGGACCCCAUGGACCGCACUGAUGACGACAUAGGUGAGUCCCUGCUAGCACACAGAAUGUUCCCCUAACAUUCCUUAAAGGUUCCUCUGAUUGAUUUGAAAAGUAACUUUCUCACAAUGUUCUGGGAACCAAAAUGUAUUUAGCUGGGGCAUGCCAGUGUUUCCCCUCCCUCCCCUGCUUUGCUAUGUUGCUUCCUGGCUCCUAUUACACAGAAGGGGACAACUGUUCCACACCAACAUUGAACCCUUACACUAAAUCUACAAACAACUGUUAUUAUCCCUAUUCCAUUGUGUCUGAUUACAGUACUACUGCUAAAAUACCUUGUAAGUGCUUGCUAUUUUCUGGCAAGACAUUUGGAAAAGCAAUGGGAGACAAUUAGAUUUGGCUUUGUUCACAAAGGGAAAUCCUACUCUGAAUCCCCAUUGUAGGCUCGUCAGAGUUUAAUCAAGCAUUCAUGAUUUUAAUCAAACAAUCCACAGCGACGCCCCCUCUCCCAGUGUCCGCCCUUAGUGCAUCACAACAGCGAAUUAUGUGUCCAUCUGCAGUCGUUUGUGCUUCACUGCUUUCAUUGGGUGAAUUUAUUUUAGCCCUCAGUUCUAUUCUUUCUGUGCCACACGAAGCCUGUGAUAUCAUAGGCCUGUUAGCAGCAAUACAGCUACAGUGAUAGUGACCAAAAAGCUUAGCUGUAGAUGUGAUGUGUGGAUGAUAUAGUGGAUACAAAUGAAGAAAAAGAGAGUGAGAAAAAGAGAGAGAGUACCCCAGUCUGUCUCUCCUUCCCUCGACGAAGCCCACAAUCUCCCCCGCCGCCCCUCCCAAUCCUGCUCCCUCUGCCGACAGGCUUUUCUAGGUCAACGCUGCACAUCCUCGCCUCUCCUCUCCCGGCGCAUUAAAGUUUCAGUGCUUCCGCAGGCUUCCCACACGACACUGUUGCCAUGCCAAGCACAGGUCAGCCCGCACCCCAGACUUGCUUUAGGCGACUAGCACAGGGAUGGAGUCCUUCCCUGGCUCCCGCAGCCAGCUAUUUCAAGGAGCCAAAGAAAAUGCAUUGGGAAGGAAUUAGGACAGGCAAUGCCCUAUACAGCCAAGCUGAAAGCCCCAAAUGAGGUUUGAUUAAGGUUGCCACACUGUAGAAGUCAAUGCAAAAGUUUGCUUUUCCUUUUUUGCUCAUGCAGUUUUCUUUCUGUCUAUGAAAAUUAAAUUGAUAGUUUGCCUUAGUGUGCUUCAGAUAAUCAUCCAAUUGUUGUGUACUCAUCAUUUGUGGGGUUGAAUUUAAUGCACUUUCUCUCGCACUAGCUGUGGCCUUUAUUCGUCCAAAGCCACACAGAGGGUGAAGGACUGCCAAGUCCUCCUAUGCUCGUCCUCUCUCUCCUCUGUGUGUCAAGACCUCCCUAACCUCCUCUCCCUCUCUACUCCCCCUCUCCAACCUUUCCACAGAGCAAUUGCUGGAGUUCAUGCAUCAGCUGCCAGCGUUUGCCAACAUGACCAUGUCUGUGAGGAGGGAGCUGUGUGCCGUCAUGGUGUUUGCCGUGGUCGAGCGGGCCGGCACCAUUGUACUCAAUGACGGGGAAGAGGUGUGUGUGUGUGUGGGGAGGGGUGUGUGUGUCGUGAAUAUGUCUGUCUUAAAGGAAAACUCCACCCUAAAACUAUCUUUUGGUAUUUAUUUCUUUAGUCCAUUGUUGAUAUAGUCCCAAAAUGUUUUGCAUGUCAGCAAUCAAGUUAUCAAGAUAUAUCACUUUUAUAUACAGAAAUACAGCCGAACAUAACGGCUGUAUUUCUGUAAUUUGAAAGUUUAAAUAUCUUGAGAACUUGAUUGCUAACACGUAAAACUUUUUGGGACUAUAUCAACAAUGGACUAAAGAAAUAAAUACCAAAAGAUGGCAGUCAAUCGACAAAAUUAGUCACAAUUGUCUCUUAUGUCAGUCUUGUGUGUGUCCUGAAUGUGUCUGGGUUUGCACAUCUCAAAUCAAAUUAAUUUUUUAUUUUGUCACAUGCGCCGAAUACAACAGGUGUAGGUAGACCUUACCGUGAAAAGCUUACUUGUCCUGGGACAUGCAGUUUGCCCUUGCCAUUACCAAUGAAGGUUCCUCUUCUUCCAUGUAAUGUUUUUUUCUGCUCUAUUUAACACGAUAGACUGCCAUUUCCCAGCGUCUCGGGAUCAUAAUUCAUCAAGGGGACCAGAAGAGAGAUCACUUGUACUGUCUCUACAGUCUGGACAGGCUCUGGCUUUUGAAUUAAGCCAUUUUGGUCAUUUUUUCGCUGUGGCGCACCCAAACAAUAGAGUGCAGAGCCAUACCCUUAAGGCCAGUUCACUUCGAUGGCAGUCCAGUCAAUGUGAAAUAACAUCCUAUUGAGCUGGUGUGUGUUAGUAAUAUGUCCACUAUUGCCUCAGUGCAUUGUCAGAUGUGUUGUUGAUGAUGCUAGAAGGGAGAAAUCGAUCCCUUGCUAUAAAAUCUGAUUUGCUAUCAUUUACUACCAUAAUAAAAGGGGAAAAGCUUACAGUUAUUAUUAUUAUAGUGUUAAAACAGGGGUAUUAUAUACUAUUGAACCAUUUGUGACCAAUGAUUAAAGAUAUCACCUGUUAAAGAAUGCGAUGCUCAUCAAUUUGAUUCCCUGCCAAAAAAUUGUGAUAAAACAUCAAUCCAAGCACCAUUCAGAUGGCUAACUAAUGGCAAAUGGCUAAUUGUGAUUAAAAAUGUGUUUAAAGGAUCAUUGCGGUCUUCUUUUUCCUUUAACAUUGAUCCUAGCCUGAUAUUAAACCAGGGAUGGGCAACUCCAGUCCUCGGGGGCCUGAUUGGUGUCACACUUUUGCCCCAGCCCCAGCUAACACACCUGACUCCAUAAUCAACUAAUCAUGAUCUUCACUUUAGAAUGCAUCAGCUGUUUGCGCUCAGGAUGGGGAAAAGGUGUGACACCACUCCGGCCCCCAAGGACUGCAGUUACCUAUCCCUGGAUUAAACCAUUGAUGUCCACUGAAUGAUCACUGAGUAUUUCUGACCGUUAACUGUUUGUGGUUGUGGUCUUGCCCCACUCAGCUGGACUCGUGGUCAGUGAUCCUGAACGGCUCAGUGGAGGUGACGCACCUUGAGGGCAGGCCUGAGAUCCUGUGUAUGGGCAACAGCUUCGGGGUCUCCCCCACCAUAGAGAAGGAGUACAUGAAGGGAGUGAUGAAGACUAAGAUGGACGACUGUCAGGUAAGGCCAAGCACUGAGACUGGCUAUUAUGAUGGACUAUCGGUUGAUUGGCCCGUCAAACGGGCCUUCUCUCCGAUGUAUUGAAUGGUGUUAUAUACUCCACCCCUGUUACUUACUCAAUUAGUCUGUUGCAUUUUAAAGCAGGCUUGAAUUCAGUAUCUACACUGAACAAAAAUAUAAACGAACAAUUUCAAAUAUUUUACUGAGUUACAGUACAUAAAGGAAAUCAGUCAAUUGAAAUAAAUGAAUUAGGCCCUAAUCUAUGGAUUUCACAUGAGUGGGAAUACAGAUAUGCAUAUUUUGGUCACAGACACCUUAAAAAAAAGAUAGGGGUGUGGAUCAGAAAACCAGUCAGUAUCUGGUGUGACCAUAUGCCUCAUGCAGCGCGACACAUCUCCUUUGUAUAGAGUUGAUCAGGCUGUUGAUUGUGGCUGGUAGAAUGUUGUCCCACUCCUCUUCAAUGGAUGUGCCAAGUUGGUGGAUGUUGGCGGGAACUGGAACACGCUGUUGUACACGUCGAUCCAAAGCAUCCCAAACAUGCUCAAUGGGUGACAUGUCAGUGUCACCCUACAUACUGUAGGCCAUGGAAGAACUGGGACAUUUUCAACUUCUAGGAAUUGUGUACAGAUCCUUGCGACAUGGGGCUGUGCAUUAUCAUGCUGAAACAUGAGGUGAUGGUGGCAGAUGAAUGGCACGACAAUGGGCCUCCAGGAUCUCGUCACGAUAUGUCUGUGGAUUCAAAUUGCCAUCGAUAAAAUGCUAUUGUGUUCGUUGUCCGUAGCUUAUGCCUGCCCAUACCAUAACCCCACCGCCACCAUGGGGCACACUCUUCGCAACGUUGACAUCAGCAAACCACUUGCCCACACGAUGCCAUACACAGUCUGCCAUCUGCCCAGUACAGUUUAAACCGGGAUUCAUCUGUGAAGAGCACACUUCACCAGAGUGCCAGUGGCCAUCGAAAGUUAACAUUUGCCCACUGAAGUCUGUUACGACGCCGAACUGCAGUCAGGUCAAGACCCUGGUGAGGACAACGAGCAUGCAGACGAGCUUCCCUGAGACGGUUUCUGACAGUUUGUGCAGAAAUUCUUCGGUUGUGCAAAACCAAAGUUUUAUCAGCUGUCCAGGUGGCUGGUCUCAGACAGUCCCGCAGGUGAAGGAGCUGGAUGUGGAGGUCCUGGGCUGGCGUGGUUACAUGUGGUCUGCGGUUGUGAGGUCGGUUGGAUGCACUGCCAAAUUCUAUAAAACGAAGUUGGAGGCUGCUUAUGGUAGCGAAAUUAACAUCAAAUUCUCUGGCAACAGCUCUGGUGGACAUGCCUGUAGUCAGCAUGCCAAUUGUACGCUGCCUCCAAAACUUGAGACAUCUGUGGCAUUGUGUUGUGUGACAAAACUGCACAUUUUAGUGGCCUUUUAUUGACCCCAGCACAAGGUGUACCUGUGUAAUGAUCAUGCUGUUUAAUCAGCUUCUUGAUAUGCCACAAAGGAGAAAUGCUCACUAACAGGGAUGUAAAUAAGUUUUGCACAAAAUUGGAGAGAAAUAAGCUUUUUGUGCGUUUGGAAAAUUUCACUUUACAUGUUGCAUUUAUAUUUUUGUUCAGUAUAGUUCGAAUUUUCAAAACACUGGGGUUAAUUCACUAAGAGAUAGUGUAUUUAUUUCAGUGGUAUCAUAAAAUAGAUUUGCUCAAAAUUCGUCUCAGCCAUGUUGGUCUAAAAAGCAGUGUGUCCCCAAGCUAACUACUCCUCUAACUUUUUAUCUUUCUCUCUCUUUCACUUCUUCCUCUUUCUUUCAUUUUCUCCUCUCUCUUUCUCCCUCUCUCCCUCCCUACGCCUCUGCUCCAGUUUGUGUGCAUAGCGCAGCAGGACUACUGCUGCAUCCUCAACCAGGUGGAGAAGAACAUGCAGAAGGUGGAGGAGGAGGGCGAGAUCGUCAUGGUCAAGGAGCACCGUGAGCUGGACCGCACCGGCACCCGGAAGGGACACAUCGUCAUCAAGGUGAGUUCAUUCGUUAUUGAGUAAGCAUUUAGGUUCCAAACCACAUCUUCCUAAGGUAUAAAUACCUUCUAAAGGUGUCAUGACAUAUUAGGGGUUAUGAAUGCCUACAGUGGGGGAAAAAAGUAUUUAGUCAGCCACCAAUUGUGCAAGUUCUCCCACUUAAAAAGAUGAGAGAGGCCUGUAAUUUUCAUCAUAGGUACACGUCAACUAUGACAGACAAAUUGAGAAAAAAAAAUCACAUUGUAGGAUUUUUUAUGAAUUUAUUUGCAAAUUAUGGUGGAAAAUAAGUAUUUGGUCACCUACAAACAAGCAAGAUUUCUGCCUCUCACAGACCUGUAACUUAUUCUUUAAGAGGCUCCUCUGUCCUCCACUCGUUACCUGUAUUAAUGGCACCUGUUUGAACUUGUUGUCAGUAUAAAAGACACCUGUCCACAACCUCAAACAGUCACACUCCAAACUCCACUAUGGCCAAGACCAAAGAGCUGUCAAAGGACACCAGAAACAAAAUUGUAGACCUGCACCAGGCUGGGAAGACUGAAUCUGCAAUAGGUAAGCAGCUUGGUUUGAAGAAAUCAACUGUGGGAGCAAUUAUUAGGAAAUGGAAGACAUACAAGACCACUGAUAAUCUCCCUCGAUCUGGGGCUCCACGCAAGAUCUCACCCCGUGGGGUCAAAAUGAUCACAAGAACGGUGAGCAAAAAUCCCAGAACCACACGGGGGGACCUAGUGAAUGACCUGCAGAGAGCUGGGACCAAAGUAACAAAGCCUACCAUCAGUAACACACUACGCCGCCAGGGACUCAAAUCCUGCAGCGCAAGACGUGUCCCCCUGCUUAAGCCAGUACAUGUCCAGGCCCGUCUGAAGUUUGCUAGAGUGCAUUUGGAUGAUCCAGAAGAGGAUUGGGAGAAUGUCAUAUGGUCAGAUGAAACCAAAAUAUAACUUUUUGGUAAAAACUCAACUCGUCGUGUUUGGAGGACAAAGAAUGCUGAGUUGCAUCCAAAGAACACCAUACCUACUGUGAAGCAUGGGGGUGGAAACAUCAUGCUUUGGGGCUGUUUUUCUGCAAAGGGACCAGGACGACUGAUCCGUGUAAAGGAAAGAAUGAAUGGGGCCAUGUAUCAUGAGAUUUUGAGUGAAAACCUCCUUUCAUCAGCAAGGGCAUUGAAGAUGAAACGUGGCUGGGUCUUUCAGCAUGACAAUGAUCCCAAACACACCGCCCGGGCAACGAAGGAGUGGCUUCGUAAGAAGCAUUUCAAGGUCCUGGAGUCUCCAGAUUUCAACCCCAUAGAAAAUCUUUGGAGGGAGUUGAAAGUCUGUGUUGCCCAGCGACAGCCCCAAAACAUCACUGCUCUAGAGGAGAUCUGCAUGGAGGAAUGGGCCAAAAUACCAGCAACAGUGUGUGAAAACCUUGUGAAGACUUACAGAAAACGUUUGACCUGUAUCAUUGCCAACAAAGGGUAUAUAACAAAGUAUUGAGAAACUUUUGUUAUUGACCAAAUACUUAUUUUCCACCAUAAUUUUGCAAAUAAAUUCAUUAAAAAUCCUACAAUGUGAUUUUCUGGAUUUUUUUUCUCUCAUUUUGUCUGUCAUAGUUGACAUGUACCUAUGAUGAAAAUUACAGGCCUCUCUCAUCUUUUUAAGUGGAAGAACUUGCACAAUUGGUGGCUGACUAAAUACUUUUUUUCCCCACUGUAUGUAUAUGACGUUUAGUGUUACCUAAAGGAUUAUACACCAUCUUCUAUAGGGCACGACGGAGCGUCUGACCAUGCACCUGGUAGAGGAGCACUCUGUGGUGGACCCCACCUACAUUGAGGACUUCCUGCUGACCUACAGGACUUUCCUCUCCAGCCCCAUGGUCGUGGGCAACAAGCUCCUCGAGUGGUUCCACGACCCAAGCCUCAGGGACAAGGUCAGCUCCCAGUUCAAGCACUUUACUAUCCAUUUCAGAUAAGUAUUUCAGUCAUUGUAUUGUAAUGGAAGCUAGACAGUACCCAACAUCAGUUAUAGCUAAAGCAUAGAUAAUACCACAUAGAUCACAGAUGCAUACAUGCUUACAUACACUCAGAUUAAUGUAUGCAGAUUAAUACACACACACACACACACACACAAAUAACUACGUGUGAGGAAAUGCAUUUAACUAGCUAACAUUCAUUCCAAGCCCAUGCUCACCCACUUAUUUUUUACUGUGAGUGAAUCUGAAUGACUUUCUUCUUGCAUCCCCAGGUUACACGGGUAGUCUUGCUGUGGGUGAACAAUCACUUCAAUGACUUUGAAGGCGACCCCGCAAUGACUCACUUUCUUGAAGAGUUUGAGAACAAUCUGGAGAGAGAGGUCCGUGUCUCAGUUAAGCAUAGCAUGUUUCAUAUCCAGUUCCAACAUUACAGCAUGUUUCAAAUCCAGUUCCAACAUUACAGCAUGUUUCAAAUCCAGUUCCAACAUUACAGCAUGUUUCAAAUCCAGUUCCAACAUUACAGCAUGUUUCAUAUCCAGUUCCAACAUUACAGCAUGUUUCAUAUCCAGUUCCAACAUUACAGCAUGUUUCAUAUCCAGUUCCAACAUUACAGCAUGUUUCAUAUCCAGUUCCAACAUUACAGCAUGUUUCAUAUCCAGUUACAACAUUACAGCAUGUUUCAUAUCCAGUUCCAACAUUACAGCAUGUUUCAUAUCCAGUUCCAACAUUACAGCAUGUUUCAAAUCCAGUUCCAACAUUACAGCAUGUUUCAUAUCCAGUUCCAACAUUACAGCAUGUUUCAUAUCCAGUUCCAACAUUACUCUUCCUUUGCCCUCAUUAUAUAUUCAGUCAAAACAUUCAAACUGUCAAAAUGUUUGCCUUUCGCUAGCCUCUUAUUUCACAAUUUAAAAUGCUAAAGAUUAUUACAUUUUUUUGCAUUUUAAUUUUAUUCCACAUAGUAACAAAGUUGAGAUACAAACAAUGAACCCAAACCCUGAAUUGAGCAAUGUACCGGUACUAAACAUAAUCAAUUUCCUUUACAGAAAAUGUACGGCCACCUUAGACUGUUAAACAUUGCCUGCGCUGCUAAAGCCAAACUGCGUCUGGUGACUCUGACCAAGCCGUCGAGGGAGGCCCCGCUAGCCUUCACCCUGCUGGGGGGCUCCGAGAAGGGCUUCCGCAUCUUCAUCGACAGCGUGGAGCCCGGGAGCAAGGCUGCAGAGGCCGGCCUCAAACGAGGAGACCAGGUGAAGUAACGAGAAUUAUAUUCUUUAUAUAGCAUUAUUUCAUAUGUUCAAAAUGCAUUACAUAGAAGGGAUGGGAAACGUCCCUCAUCCACUAGCACUGUAUGUGUAGCACCCACCUGAUUGAUGCCAGGGCGCUGUUUAGUGUGAGAAAGCUCACCACACAUCAGACCUAUCACAGUGUGCUUAUUCACUAGACUAGUUUGCUCACUAGUGAUUUUUCACACUUUGCCCCAAGGGUUCCAAAGAUCCUUGGUUAAAUCCAGGAUGCCAUCUUGAAAACCCUGCUUGGCUGUGCUUUGUUUUGGCUGAAACUUAACUCUUUCCUGCAGCUGCUUCCCAAAGGAAAUGUGAAUUAUAACAUCCUGCAAAGCAUGUUUACUCUUGCAAUUCUCCUGUCAAACCUUCUCAUUGAGUGGCUCUAAAAUACCCUUAUCAAUCUCUCUCCCCUUUUCAUCAGCCCAUUAACAAGACCUAUUUUGCCGAACCUAUGACCAGUGUUUCUUUAAUAAGUGCUGGCCCAGAAACAGCCAUUAGACCUGGUUUGCUCCAUCAGCACUGUGGUAAUGACUGCAGAGGAAGGCCCCUCACUCACAGAGGGAUCACCAGUCACUUCCUGGUUCAUUCAGAGGUCACAUCCUGGUUUACCCAGAGGGCACUUCUUGGUUCACUAAGAGGAAAGGAGGAAAACUCAGUGGCAGGCUCAUAUGUAAACAAGAAGUCCUUCCCCUCUCAUGACAAUUCAGCAGUUGUCAUAAGGCAGAUAACAGGAAAUAGAGACCAGUAGUGUUAAGGAGAUGGGAAGGGGGGAUGGAGACCAGUAAUGUAGAGGUUAGGGAGAUGAGAAGACAAGGGGGGGAUGGAGACCAGUAAUGUAGAGGUUAGGGCGAUGGGAAGAGAAGGGGGGAUGGAGACCAUUAAUGAAUAGGUUAGGGAGAUAUGAAGAGAUGGGGGAUGGAGACCAGUAAUGUAGAGGUUAGGGAGAUGAGAAGAGAAGGGGGGGUGGAGACCAGUAAUGUAGAGGUUAGGGAGAUGGGAAGAGAAGGGGGGAUGGAGACCAUUAAUGUAGAGGUUAGGGAGAUGGGAAGAGAGGGGGGAUGGAGACCAGUAAUGUAGAGGUUAGGGAGAUGAGAAGAGAAGGGGGGAUGGAGACCAGUAAUGUAGAGGUUAGGGAGAUGGGAAGAGAAGGGGGGAUGGAGACCAGUAAUGUAGAGGUUAGGGAGAUGGGAAGAGAAGGGGGGGUGGAGACCAGUAAUGUAGAGGUUAGGGAGAUGGGAAGAGAAGGGGGGAUGGAGACCAUUAAUGUAGAGGUUAGGGAGAUGAGAAGAGAAGGGGGGAGGGAGACCAGUAAUGUAGAUGUUAGGGAGAUGAGAAGAGAAGGGGGGAGGGAGACCAUUAAUGUAGAGGUUAGGGAGAUGGGAAGAGAAGGGGGAUGGAGACCAGUAGGGGGGAUGGAGACCAUUAAUGUAGAGGUUAGGGAGAUGGGAAGAGAAGGGGGAUAGAGACCAGUAAUGUAGAGGUUAGGGAGAUGGGAAGAGAAAGGGGGGAUGGAGACCAGUAAUGUAGAGGUUAGGGAGAUGGGAAGAGAAGGGGGGAUGGAGACCAUUAAUGUAGAGGUUAGGGAGAUGAGAAGAGAAGGGGGGAGGGAGACCAGUAAUGUAGAUGUUAGGGAGAUGGGAAGGGGGGAUAGAGACCAGUAAUGUAGAGGUUAGGGAGAUGGGAAGGGGGGAUGGAGACCAGUAAUGUAGAGGUUAGGGAGAUGAGAAGGGGGGAUGGAGACCAGUAAUGGAGAGGUUAGGGAGAUGAGAAGGGGGGAUGGAGACCAGUAAUGGAGAGGUUAGGGAGAUGAGAAGGGGGGAUGGAGACCAGUAAUGUAGAGGUUAGGGAGAUGAGAAGGGGGGAUGGAGACCAGUAAUGGAGAGGUUAGGGAGAUGGGAAGAGAAGGGGGGGUGGAGACCAUUAAUGUAGAGGUUAGGUAGAUGGGAAGAGAAGGGGGGGUGGAGACCAGUAAUGUAGAGGUUAGGUAGAUGGGAAGAGAGGGGGGAUGGAGACCAUUAAUGUAGAGCUUAGGGAGAGGUUAGGUAGAUCGGAAGAGAAGGGGGGAUGGUAUGAGUGUCAUGUCAUACAGUAGUUCACAUGGCCUAGUAGGUUGGAGUUUGGUGCUUACAUCACCAGAGUUGUGGAUUUGACUCCUGCAUGAAUUAACAGGAUUGAGGAUAUGGAUGAUACUUUAUGUAAUGUUGUGGUAUCUUUGUUUGUCUUUGAACAGAUUCUGGAGGUGAACGGGCAGAACUUUGAGAAUGUCCAGCUCACCAAAGCCAAUGAGAUCCUGAGGAACAACACCCACUUGUCAAUUUCUGUGAAAACCAAUCUUUUAGGUAAGAGUUAUGAGGGCUAACUAUGAAUUUAAUACUAAUAGACAAAUAUAAGUAACAGUAACACUAUCAUGUUCCACACAGUAUUUGUAUUUAUUAGGGAUCCCCAUUAGUUCCUGCCAAGGGAUCAGCUACUCUUCCUGGGGUCCAAACACAUUAAGACACUUACAUUGCACAUAAAACAAAAUAUAAAACAGUACAUAUAACAUUAUUACACCACUACAUAUCUACAAUACGAAAUGUAUAAUACCACCAUACAACAAUAUUACAAUGUACAGUUGUGGUCAAAAGUUUUGAGAAUGACACAAGUAUUGGUCUUCACAAAGUUUGCUGCCUCAGUGUUUUUAGAUAUUUUUGUCAGAUGUUACUAUGGUAUACUGAAGUAUAAUUACAAGCAUUCCAUAAGUGUCAAAGGCUUGUAUUUUUUAAGUCUUUUUCAAGACCUCUGCAAUCCGCCCUGGCAUGCUGUCAAUUAACUUCUGGGCCACAUCCUGACUGAUGGCAGCCCAUUCUUGCAUAAUCAAUGCUUGGAGUUUGUCAGAAUUUGUGGGUUUUUGUUUGUCCACCUGCCUCUUGAGGAUUGACCACAAGUUCUCAAUGGGAUUAAGGUCUCGGGAGUUUCCUGGCCAUGGACCCAAAAUUUCGAUGUUUUGUUCCCCGAGCCACUUAGUUAUCACUUUUGCCUUAUGGUAAGGUGCUCCAUCUUGCUGGAAAAGGCAUUGUUCGUCACCAAACUGUUCUUGGAUGGUUGGGAGAAGUUUCUCUCGGAGGAUGUGUUGGUACCAUUCUUUAUUCAUGGGUGUGUUCUUAGGCAAAAUUGUGAGUGAGCCCACUCCCUUGGCUGAGAAGCAACCCCACACAUGAAUGGUCUCAGGAUGCUUUACUGUUGGCAUGACACAGGACUGAUGGUAGCGCUCACCUUGUCUUCUCUGGAUAAGCUUUUUUCCAGAUGCCCCAAACAAUCGGAAAGGGGAUUCAUCAGAGAAAAUGACUUUACCCCAGUCCUUUUUGCAAAAUAUCAGUCUGUCCCUGAUGUUUUUCCUGGAGAUAAGUGGCUUCCUCACUGCCCUUCUUGACAACAGGCCAUCCUCCAAAAGUAUUCGCCUCACUGUGCGUGCAGAUGCACUCACACCUGCCUGCUGCCAUUCCUGAGCAAGCUCUGCACUGGUGGUGCCCCGAUCCCGCAGCUGAAUCAACUUUAGGAGACGGUCCUGGCGCUUGCUGGACUUUCUUGGACGCCCUGAAGCCUUCUUCACAACAAUUGAACCUCUCUCCUUGAAGUUGUUGAUGAUCCGAUAAAUUGUUGAUUUAGGUGCAAUCUUACCAGCAGCAAUAUCCUUGCCUGUGAAGCCCUUUUUGUGCAAAGCAAUGAUGACGGCACGUGUUUCCUUGCAGGUAACCAUGGUUAAAAGAGGAAAACAAUGAUUUCAAGCACCACCCUCCUUUUAAUGCUUCCAGUCUGUUAUUCUAACUCAAUCAGCAUGACAGAGUGAUCUCCAGCCUAGUCCUCGACAACACUCUCACCUGUGUUAACGAGAGAAUCACUGACAUGAUGUCAGCUAGUCCUUUUGUGGCAGGGCUGAAAUGCAGUGGAAAUGUUUUUUGGGGAUUAAGUUCAUUUUCAUGUCAAAGUGGGGCUUUGCAAUUAAUUGCAAUUCAUCUGAUCACUCUUCAUAACAUUCUGGAGUAUAUGCAAAUUGCCAUCAUAAAAACUGAGGCAGCAGACUUUGUGAAAAUUAAUAUUUGUGUCAUUCUCAAAACUUUUGACCACGGCUGUACGUGUGUGUAGAGUGCGUGUGCUAGCGUUUGUGUGUGUGUGUCUGUACCUGUGUGUGUGUCUCUUCACAGUCCCCGCUGUUCCAUAAGUUGUUUUUAUCUGUUUUUUAAAUCUGUGAUUCUACUGCUUGCAUCAGUUACCUGAUGUGGAAUAGAGUUCCAUGUAGCCAUGGCUCUAUGUAGUACUGUGCGCCUCCCAUAGUCUGUUCUGGACUUGGGGGUUGUUAAGAGACCUCUGGUGGCAUGUCUUGUGGGGUAUGAAUGGGUGUCCUAUGUGCUAGUAGUUUAAACAGACAGCUCGGUGCAUUCAGCUUGUCAACUCUUCUUACUAAAACAAGUAGUGAUGAAGUCAAUCUCUCCUCCACUUUGAGCCAGGAGAGAUUGACAUGCAUAUCAUUGUUAGCUCCCCGUGUACAUUUAAAGGCCAGCCAUGCUGCCCUGUUCUGAUACAAUUGUAAUUUUCCUAAGUCCCUCUUCGCGGCACCUGACCACACGACUGAACAGUAGUCCAGGUGCUUCUAAACUAGGGCCUGUAGGACCUGCCUUGUUGACAGUGUUGUUAAGAAGGCAGAGCAGCACUUUAUUAUGGACAGACUUUUCCCAAUUUUUAGCUACUGUUGUAAUUAAGAAAUACUAAUGCGUCCCCCCCCCCCCUUUUCAUCCACCCAGUGUUCAAGGAGCUCCUAGCACGGCCAGAGCACGACCAAGAGGCAGAAGGUGAGGAGCUGCCAGAGGUGGACCGCAAGAAUGGCGCCCCGGCACACCUGCCCAAGAUCGGGGACAUCAAGAAGGGCUCGCGCUACUCCAUCCCUGACCUGGCAGUGGAUGUUGAGCAGGUGAUGUAGUAUAAUGGACUACCGUGCCCAUAAUGCUUUGUGUAUGUUAUCAGGGACGUAUUCAUUAGGCACCAAACAGAAGAAAACAGACUGAAGCAGGAAGGGACUACCUGACAUUGUCCAAUCAGAAAUGCUUGUUUUAAUUUUCUGUUGCAAAACAUUUUGUUGUGGUGUGCCCUAAUGAAAAUGUCCCUGUUUUUAUCUUAGUAAAGACGUUCCUAACGCCUAACCUAAUGGUGUCCCGUCUCCUUCUCAAUGCAGGUGAUGGGCCUGGAGAAGGCCAGUAAGAAGGCCAAGGCCAACACGGUGGGAGGAAGGAACAAGCUCAAGAAGAUCUUUGACAAGACACUCACCAGCAUCCUGCCCCCAAAACCAUACAAGUAAGAGAAGCCAGAGACCAAGGGAAAAGGUUGCUUCAAAGUUAGAGGAGGGGAGUGUGGAAUAAAUGGGUUUGACUUAUUACUGUUUUCUGUGUUGUAUUGAUAAUGCAUUGAGCAGUGUAACCUCCUCUUAUGAAGAUGUAUUGAGCAGUGUAACCUCCUCUUAUGAAGAUGUAUUGAGCAGUGUAACCUCUUAUGAAGAUGUAUUGAGCAGUGUAACCUCCUCUUAUGAAGAUGUAUUGAGCAGUGUAACCUCCUCUUAUGAAGAUGUAUUAAGCAGUGUAACCUCCUCUUAUGAAGAUAUAUUGAGCAGUGUAACCUCCUCUUAUGAAGAUGUAUUGAGCAGUGUAACCUCCUCUUAUGAAGAUGUAUUGAGCAGUGUAACCUCCUCUUAUGAAGAUGUAUUGAGCAGUGUAACCUCCUCUUAUGAAGAUGUAUUGAGCAGUGUAACCUCUUAUGAAGAUGUAUUGAGCAGUGUAACCUCCUCUUAUGAAGAUGUAUUGAGCAGUGUAACCUCCUCUUAUGAAGAUGUAUUGAGCAGUGUAACCUCUAUUACUGAUAUACGUUACAUCGUCCUCUAUCCUCUGAAAGUGGAACUGCUUCCAACCCCUCUCUCCCUCUGUGUUUCCGUAGUGACGUGGGUGUAGGCCAGUCGCAGGACGACAGCAUCGUGGGCCUGAAGCAGUCCAAACAGAUUCCGGCCGCGCUGCCAGUCAGCGGCAGCCUGUCGUCCAGCAACCCUGACCUGCUGCAGUCCCACCGCAUCCUGGACUUCAACAACCAGCCUGGUGAGGACAAAGAUAAUAAUAAUAAUAUAAUAAUAAUAAUAAGAGAGACACACUACUCUUUGAAUCUUUAAUAUACAACUGUAUAUUACAAACCAUACAUUACACAUCUAUAAGCACCACUUGGCUGUCUUCAGCAUUCUUGAAGCAGUCUAUUUUCAUACAUCGUUAACCGGGGACAUUCUUUGCCAGAUGUUUGACACACCCUUUAAUGUUCUCCCACACACACACACACACUUCCUUCAGCCCCUGUCGUGACAAGUGAGUAUCUGUCUGCUUUUGCUCUGCCCAUGCAACGCUUGUCGUCUUUGCAAGCGAACUGCUGUUUCUUUCACAAGCUUCCUAUGGUGUUUCUAAAUCUGGGGUCUUGAGGGUUAACUUUUUCUAACUGUGGUUAUGGUCUGGGCUUGUUGGUCUUGUUAACAGCAGACUGCAAAUCAGUGUGUUUUAAUCGGUUACAUAGGCCUGAAUCUAACUGGGCUGUAGAAAGCACAAUCAUGUCCUUGCCAAUGCUGUCAGUCAGCCCCUCUGUCAUUCAGUGUUCUAGUCAGCUAAAUGAGUUACACAAACAUAUCAUUGAGCAUGUCAGCUUGGCUUCUAGCAGACAUCAGUUGUUGUCCUUUUGUUGAAACGUUUGGAGUACAGUUUGAAACUAAUCAAUCCUGUAAACUUUUGACAGAGGGUGAGCAGCUAGCAUUGACCCAUUCAUUCUCAUAUUGGUGUGUUUUCACUCGUGAUUGGGGUGGUAUGGUGAAUUCAAUACGUUUCUUGUGGAGAUGCCAUGAUUUUGUAACCUUGGGUAAAAAAAGCAAUGGUACUUGAAUGAUGUGACUGUCCAUGACGAAAUUGCUAAAUUCUGACAUGAGAUAAUUGUGUGGGUAAUUCCUAUUUAAUUAAGUUAUCUCCAUAUCCAAAAUGAAGAUUCCGCUCCUAAUGUUUGUCCAAUGUUGUGUUGACGUUGUACCUCUAUCCUCCCCCAUCCAGACAUGUCAGACCAGGUGCUGCGGGUGUUCAAGGCAGACCAGCAGAGUCGAUACAUCAUGAUCGGUAAGGACACCACGGCCAAAGAGGUGGUGGCCCAGGCCAUCCGGGAGUUCGCCCUGACCGCAGCGCCCGAAGCCUAUUCGCUGUGUGAGGUGUCCAUCACGCCGGAGGGUGUCAUCAAGCAACGCCGGCUCCCGGAGCAGCUGUCCAAGCUGGCUGACAGGAUACAGCUCAGUGGCAGGUAAGGACUGGAUUUAUUGAUUACAUUUUUAUACAGGUUAGUCCCAUCUCUUUUUCAAGAGAUAGCAAACACUCUCAAGUCCCCCUCUCCUCUUGUGCUGACGUUCUCCUGACCAUUCCUAUAUUAAUCAAAUCACAUUUUAUUUGUCAUAUGCACUGAAUACAACAGUGAAAUGCUUACUUACACAAGCCCUUAACCAACAAUGCAGUUUUAAGAAAAAUAAGUGUUAAGUAAACAAUAGAUAAGUAAAAAAUAAAAGCAGUAGAAUAACAGUAAAAAUAACAGUAGCGAUGCUAUAUUCAGGGGGUACCGGUACAGAGUCAAUGUGCGGGGGCACCGGUUAGUCGAGGUAAUUGAGGUAAUAUGUACAUGUAGGUAUAGUUAAAGUGACUAUGCAUAUGUAAUAAACAGAGAGUAGCAGCAGCGUAAAAGAGGGGGUGGGUUGGGGGGACAAUGCAAAUAGUCCGGGUAGCCAUUUGAUUAGCUUAUGGCUUGGGGGUAGUUUUAUGGCUUGGGGGUAGAAGCUGUUAAGAAGCCUUUUGGACCUAGACGUGGCGCUCCUGUACCGCUUGCCGUGCGGUAGCAGAGAGAAAAGUCUAUGACUAGGGUGGCUGGAAUCUUUGACAAUUUUUAGGGCCUUCCUCUGACACCGCCUGGUAUAGAGGUCCAGGAUGGCAGGAAGCUUGGCCCCAGUGAUGUACUGGGCCGUAUGCACUACCCUCUGUAGUGCCUUGCGGUCGGAGGCCGAGCAGUUGCCAUACCAGGCAGUGAUGCAACCAGUCAGGAUGCUCUCGAUGGUGCAGCUGUAUAACUUUUUGAGGAUCUGAGGACCUAUGCCAAAUCUUUUCAGUCUCCUGAGGGGGAAAAGGCUUUGUCGUGCCCUCUUCACGACUGUCUUGGUGUGUUUGACCAUGAUAGUUUGUUGGUGAUGUGUACACCAAGGAACUUGAAGCUCUCAACCUGCUCCACUACAGCUUGAUGAGAAUGGGGGCGUGCUCGGUCCUGCUUUUCCUGUAGUCCACAAUCAUCUCCUUUGUCUUGAUCACGUUGAGGGAGAGGUUGUUAUCCUGGCACCACACGGCCAGGUCUCUGACCUCCUCCCUAUAGGCUGUCUCAUCGUUGUCGGUGAUCAGGCCUACCACUGUUGUGUCGUCUGCAAACUUAAUGAUGGUGUUGGAGUCGUGCCUGGCCAUGCAGUCAUGGGUGAACAGGGAGUACAGGAGGGGACUGAGCACGCAACCCUGAGGGGCCCCCGUGUUGAGGAUCAGCGUGGCAGAUGUGUUGUUACCUACCCUUACCAACUGGCGUUGGCCCGUCAGGAAGUCCAGGAUCCAGUUGCAGAGGGAGGUGUUUAGUCCCAGGGUCUAUAGCAUAGUGAUGAGCUUUGAGGGCACUAUGGUGUUGAACGCUGAGCUGUAGUCAAUGAAUAGCAUUCUCACAUACAAUGAGGGGAAAAAAGUAUUUGAUCCCCUGCUGAUUUUGUACGUUUGCCCACUGACAAAGACAUGAUCAGACUAUAAUUUUAAUGGUAGGUUUAUUUGAACAGUGAGAGACAGAAUAACAACAAAAAAAUCCAGAAAAACGCAUGUCAAAAAUGUUAUAAAUUGAUUUGCAUUUUAAUGAGGGAAAUAGGUAUUUGACCCCUCUGCAAAACAUGACUUAGUACUUGGUGGCAAAACCCUUGUUGGCAAUCACAGAGGUCAGAUGUUUCUUGUAGUUGGCCACCAGGUUUGCGCACAACUCAGGAGGGAUUUUGUCCCACUCCUCUUUGCAGAUCUUCUCCAAGUCAUUAAGGUUUCGAGCCUGACGUUUGGCAACUCGAACCUUCAGCUCCCUCCACAGAUGUUCUAUGGGAUUAAGGUCUGGAGACUGGCUAGGCCACUCCAGGACCUUAAUGUGCUUCUUCUUGAGCCACUCCUUUGUUGCCUUGGCCGUGUGUUUUGUGUCAUUGUCAUGCUGGAAUACCCAUCCACUACCCAUUUUCAAUGCCCCGGCUGAGGGAAGGAGGUUCUCACCCAAGAUUUGACGGUACAUGGCCCCGUCCAUCGUCCCUUUGAUGCAGUGAAGUUGUCCUGUCCCCUUAGCAGAAAAACACCCCCAAAGCAUAAUGUUUCCACCUCCAUGUUUGACAGUGGGGAUGGUGUUCUUGGGGUCAUAGGCAGCAUUCCUCCUCCUUCAAACACGUUGAGUUGAGACCAAAAUCGAGCUCUUUGGCAUCAUCUGACCACAACACUUUCACCCAGUUCUCCUCUGAAUCAUUCAGAUGUUCAUUGGCAAACUUCAGACGGGCCUGUAUAUGUGCUUUCUUGAGCAGGGGGACCUUGCGGGCGGUGCAGGAUUUCAGUCCUUCAUGGCGUAGUGUGUUACCAAUUGUUUUCUUGGUGACUAUGGUCCCAGCUGCCUUGAGAUCAUUGACAGUUCUCCUGUGUAGUUCUGGGCUGAUUCCUCACCGUUCUCAUGAUCAUUGCAACUCCACGAGGUGUGGGGACGACGUCAUCGAUGCACUUAUUGAUGAAGCCAGUGAUUGAUGUGGUGUACUCCUCAAUGCCUUCAGAAGAAUCUCGGAACAUAUUCCAGUCUGUGCUAGUAAAACAGUCCUGUAGCUUAGCAUCUGUGUCAUCUGACCACUUCUUUAUUGAUCAAGUGACUGGUGCUUCCUGCUUUAUUUUUUGCUUGUAAGCAGGAAUCAGGAGGAUAGAUUUAUGGUCAGAUUUGCGAAAUGGAGGGCGUAGGAGAGCUUUUUACGCGUCUCUUUGUGUGGAGUAAAGUUGAUCUAGAGUUUGUUUUCCUCUGGUUGCAUAUUUAACAUGCUGGUAGAAAUUAGGUAGAACGGAAUUAAGUUUACCUGCAUUAAAGUCCCUGGCCACUAGGAGUGCUGCCUCUGGAUGAGUGUUUUCCUGUUUGCUUAUGGCCUUAUACAGCUCAUUGAGUGCGGUCUUAGUGCCAGCAUCGGUUUGUGGUGGUAAAUAGAUAUCUACAAAAAAUAUAAAUAAAUAGUGUGGUCUACAGCUUAUCAUGAGAUACUCUACCUCAGGCGAGCAAUACCUAGAGACUUCCUUAAUAUAAAAUGUUGUGCACCAGCUGUUGUUUACAAAUAUACACAGACUGCCACCCCUUGUCUUACCGGAGGCCGUUGUUCUAUCUUGCCGAUGCAGCGUAAACCCCGCCAGCUGUAUGUUAUCCAUGUCGUCGUUCAGCCACGACUCAGUGAAACAUAAGAUAUUACAGUUUUUAUGUCCCGUUAGUAGGAUAUUCGUGAUCGUAGCUCGUCAAUUUUGUUAUCAAAUGAUUGUACGUUGGCUAAUAGGACUGAUGGAAGAGGCAGAUUACCCACUCGUCGUCGGAUCCUUACAAGGCACCCCGACCUACGUCCCCUACAUCUCCGUAUCUUUCUCCUGUGAUUGACAGGGAUUUGGGCCUUGUCGGGUGUCUGAAGUAAAUCCUUCGCGUCCGACUCGUUGAAGAAAAAAUAUUUGUCCAGUACGAGGUGCGCAAUCGCUGUCCUGAUAUCCAGAAGCUCUUUUCGGUCGUAAGAGACGGUGGCAGGAACAUUAUGUACAAAAUAAGUUACAAAUAACGCUAAAAAAUACACAUAUUAGCACAAUUGGUCACUAUAUUCACCCCCUCUUAUUAUUUUUCCUCAAGUCACAGUACAUCAGGUGUUUGUUAAUAGUUACUCAACUUGAUGAAUAACUCUAACAACAAAAACACUUAUUUUGAAUAUGUGCUUUGUGUUGAGAAGAUUCUACUGGAGGAACAACAUGGAGAUAGACCAUUUAUUUAUGUACAAUAGAGUACGUGUGUGUAUGUGAGUGAAUACUAAAGGAACUCCCUGCUCUUCCCCUCUCUCUAGAUACUACCUGAAGAGCAACAUGGAGACAGAGACCCUCUGUUCAGACGAGGACGCCCAGGACCUCCUUCGUGAAGGCCAGAUCUCCCUCCUCCAGCUGUCCACUGUAGAAGUAGCCACGCAGCUCUCCAUGCGCGCCUUCGAACUCUUCUGCGCCAUCGAGCCCACUGAGUACAUCGACGACCUGUUCAAGCUCAAGUCUAAGACGGGCUCGUUUUGCCUCAAGCGCUUCGAAGAGAUCAUCAACCAAGAGACUUUCUGGGUGGCAUCGGAGGUGACCCGGGAGCCCAACCAGCUCAAGCGCAUGAAGACGGUCAAGCAUUUUAUCAAGAUAGCUCUCCAUUGUAGAGAGUGCAAGAACUUCAACUCCAUGUUCUCCAUCAUUAGGUGAGGUGGGAGAGGACGAGGACAAGAGGACACCCGGCAGCCAUGUUGUAUUGUUGUGAUGUAGAUUGGUUAAACCGAUUUGGAAGAGUUUUACACCAAAUCCAGCAAUUAGGCAUGCAGGCUUUCACUCCAAACAUAAUCUGGCACACCUGAUUCUACUGAACAGCUGCCCACUGAAAUUCAAUUAGCUGAAUCAGGUGUAGAGUUGGAACAAAAGCCUGGAACCAGAGUUUGCCCCCUUCUCUACAGUAUCAGUAUUCUAACUUAACUGUCUUUCUGUCGUCCUCCCCCCAACAGUGGUCUGAACCUGGCCCCAGUAUCUAGACUUCGGGGCACGUGGGAGAAGCUGCCCAGUAAGUACGAGAAGCUGUUUGGGGACCUGCAAGAACUGUUUGAUCCAUCCAGGAACAUGGCCAAGUACCGCAACGUGCUCAACAACCAGAACCUCCAGCCACCCAUCAUCCCCCUGUUCCCCGUCAUCAAGAAGGACCUCACCUUCCUGCACGAAGGUAGGCAGCCACACACCUAGUCAUUUUGGAUCACAAAAUGUGUUCAAAACAUUCAUCUUGGAACCCAGAAUGAAAUCCGUCUCACUCCAGCUAUUUUGGAACUUUUCGUGUUGAAAAACAAUAUCCCACGUAUAAAUACAGUAAUGUACACACACUGAAGGGUAAAAAAUUUAUAGAAUUUUUUUGGUGGGCAACUGCAAACUUCAUGUAGUAGGCCAUUCAAGGAGCUGGUCUGAUGGUGCCCUCUGUCAUUGGCCUCCCCCCUUACUUGAGGAGCAAAAAAGAACAAAAGAGGCAACCGCUCCCCUUCCCUUUCCACUAUGUCGCCUAUUCCCCCUCAGGAGAAAAGAUUUUGCAUGGGUCCUCAGAUCCUCAAAAAUGUCUACAGCUGCACCAUUGAGAGCAUCCUGACUGGUUGUAUCACUGCCUGGUAUGGAAACUGCUUGGCAUCCGACCGCAAGGCGGUACAGAGGGUAGUGUGUAUGGAUGGCCCAGUACCUCACUGGGGCCAAGCUUCCUGCCAUCCAGGACCUCUAUACCAGGUGGUGCCAGAGGAAGGCCCUAAAAAUGGUCAAAGACUCCAGCCACCCUAGUCAUAGACUGUUCUAUCUGCUACUGCAUGGCAAGCAGUACCGGAGUGCCAAGUCUAGGUCCAAAAGGCUCCUUAACAGCUUCUACCCCUAAGCCAUAAGACUGCUGAACAGUUAAUGAAAUGGCUCGCCCCCCCCCCCGCUACUCUGUUUAUUAUCUAUGCAUAGUCACUUUAUCCCAACCUACAUGUACAUAUUACCUUGACUAACCUGUACCCCCACACAUUAACACAUUACCCCCUGUAUAUAGCCUCAUUAUUGUUAUUUUAUUGUGUUACUUUUUUAAACUUUAAUUUAUUUAGUAAAUAUUUUCUUAACUCUUAUUUUUCUUAAAACUGCAUUGUUGGUUAAGGGCUUGUAAGUAAGCAUUUCAUGGUAAAGUCUACACCUGUUGUAUUCGGCGCAUGUGACAAAUUAAAUUUGGCUGGGUCUCCCAUUUUUUUAUACAAUGUUGCACUAAAUUAGAUUGUAUGCCAAUAUUGCACUAAUAUUGUACUAUAAGGCAUCUUAAUCAAUCUGUUAUAACUAAUAGUCUCUCUUGUCUUUCCCCAGGCAACGACUCUAAAGUGGAUGGCCUGGUGAACUUUGAGAAGCUGCGGAUGAUCGCCAAAGAGAUCCGCCACGUGGGUCGAAUGGCCUCCGUCAACAUGGACCCAGCGCUCAUGUUCAGAACCAGGUAACAUCGGGAAAAACGCGGAAAUCCAAUAUUCCCAGAAGACUAACAACACUUCACCAUCCCCUUUAGGUCCAAUCAAAUCACUGUAGAUUGUCGAUGAUUGAUUGUUCACAUGUAGAUUUUCGAUAUUACCUGCAUCCACGCUUUUCUCUUGAGCAACCGUUUCUCCAGGCAACCCAGCUGUUUCCUGUACUGUCUACUUAUUGUUAGCGUAGAAACCACACGGUGCUCAUGUGAAACCACACGGUGCUCAUGUGAAACCACACGGUGCUCAUGUGAAACCACACGGUGCUCAUGUGAAACCACACGGUGCUCAUGUCAAACCACACGGUGCUCAUGUCAAACCACACGGUGCUCAUGUCAAACCACACGGUGCUCAUGUCAAACCACACGGUGCUCAUGUCAAACCACACGGUGCUCAUGUGAAACCACACAGUGAUCAUGUGAAAGUGUGUGUGUGACUUUGCAUGUCCACCAUGCUGCCAUGUGACUUUUGGGUGUCUGUGGUUGUUAUCAGUGUUUGUCUCUCUUUCUCUCUAUUGUGGGCCUCUGGUAACCUUGCUCAUCUUGGUGUCUCUUAGUGGUCUAUCCUGUCUAAGCUUGUCUCCCUCUUUCUUUCUCUCUCUUUCCCUCUCUCCGUCCACUCUUUGCCCUCCACGCUUCACUGUUCAUGGCUAUCCCUUCUAGGAAGAAGAAAUGGAGGAGUUUAGGGUAAGUUUUGGUGACCUACGAUUUUUCCAUGCUUUUUUAUUCUGCCCAAUUUGUGCUCUCUCUCUCUCUCCCUCAUUUCUGACGCCUCGUUUGUUUGGUUUAAUGCUGAUUUGACUAACCACUUAUUUAGUGCUGAUUUGACUAACCUGUUAUUUAGUGCUGAUUUGACUAACCCGUUUGGUUUGAUACCCUUCUAACACUGCUUGGCUCUGGUAAAACUUUCUUUAGAAAAGGAAAUGAACAUGACUUUUGCUAGUUUGAAGUCACACUUUUUUUAUGCCCAAAAUAUUUUGCAAUGACUCAUUAAAACUGAUAGAGCGAUUUGCAUCCCAUUCAAUUCAUAAUGCAAUUCACAAUCCAUGAACUAGCAAAAGUGAUUACUUUGUGUCUUCCCAUCUACUUACCAAAAACAGCAUGCCAACUUCCAUCUUGUUUUCAGUUCUAUCAGUUUGUCAUGGUGUGGAUUUAUUCUGUGUAUCAGCCUCCAGACUAAGAAUAUCUUCUUCAACAUGAAAGUCUAUAGUGUGCUACAAUUACAGCCAAACUCGUCAUGCUUUACAUUAGAGUUUGACAAAUUCUGUUUUUGCCCUUGCACUACACAGCUGAUUCAAAUAACCAACUCAUCAUCAAAGUUUGGUUAUUUGAAAGCUGUGUAGUGCUAGGUUAAAACCCAAAACGUGCACCCAGGGGGGGCCCCAGGACCGAGUUUGGGAACCCCUGGUCUACAUCAGUGGCCAAGGAGGUAGUAUACAGAACAGUCAUUGUGUUGAAUUCCACCACACUAUACAUGUACUCUGGAUGUACCAUAGGUUCUUAUGAAAAGGCGUUUCACUACAGCUACCUUGGUUUUAGACCACAGAAAUGUUAACUAUGACUAUCUAUCACUAUUUGAACCCCCAACAAACACACAUCCCCUGUUUCCUGACUGAUUGACCCCCUGGCCCUAUUCCCUCCCCUUCUUCCUUGGAAUGCAUGGAAUGUUCUGGAGCUGAGAGGAAUGCCCCCAAAGCCUCAGUCUCUGCAUGUCUGCCACUCAAACGAUCCUCCUCUCAACUACCUUCUAGGAAUAGUACCCACACACACAGUUACCUAGAUAGUAGUACACACACAGUUACCUAGAUAGUAGUACACACACAGUUACCUAGAUAGUAGUACACACACAGUUACCUAGAUAGUAGUACACACACAGUUACCUAGAUAGUAGUACACACACAGUUACCUAGAUAGUAGUACACACACAGUUACCUAGAUAGUAGUACACACACAGUUACCUAGAUAGUAGUACACACACAGUUACCUAGAUAGUAGUACACACACAGUUACCUAGAUAGUAGUACACACACAGUUACCUAGAUAGUAGUACACACGCAGUUACCUAGAUAGUAGUAUACACACAGUUACCUAGAUAGUAGUACACACGCAGUUACCUAGAUAGUAGUAUACACACAGUUACCUAGAUAGUAGUACACACACGGUCAUAGUCUGAUGGUGGUCUCUCUCUCCCCUCUGUGUGUGUGUGUGUGUGUGUGUGUGUGUGUGUGUGUGUGUGUGUGUGUGUGUGUGUGUGUGUGUGUGUGUGUGUGUGUGUGUGUGUGUGUGUGCACGUGUGACCAGUUCUCUUAGCCAGGGCAGUGCCAACGCGGCGGUGCUAGACGUCACCCAGACGGGCGGGCACAAGAAGCGGGUGAGGCGGAGCUCCUUCCUGAAUGCCAAGAAGCUGUACGAGGAUGCCCAGAUGGCCCGCAGGGUCAAGCAGUUCCUGUCCAACCUCAGCCUGGAAACCAACGAGGAGGCGCUGCAGACCCUCUCGCUGCAGUGUGAGCCCUCCAUCAACACACGUAAGUGGUGGAGAGAGUACAUGCUGUGGACAACACACACUUGCUUGUGUUCUGUCUCACACUUAGUGCGGGCUAGAAUAGGGUACAUGCAUGCUGUGUACACACACACACACUUGCGAUCUCUAACUGCAAUAUGAGCCCUCCAUCAACACGUGAUUGAUGCACACAUGAAUGCUGUUGGUACAAACACAAAUUGUCCAGGUGGCCAUUUUGGCUCAGCAGCAACACUCGGUUUCUCACUGGUAGUAUUGAUUGUUAACGUACCACAUUCUCCUUCAACCAUUUCUCAGUGCCCAAGAAUGCUGGUGGCAGUAAGAGGCCAGACACGUCUCCGGUGGUGUCCAGGGCUGCCAGCCAGCAGAGGGGCCAGCUGCAGAAGGGAAACCAGGCCCUUCAGGUGCCCGCCGUGGCCCUCUACCCCUCCCGCAAGAAAGUACCCGUCAAGGACCUGCCACCAUUCGGUAAGAACAAGUUAAGGGGGAAAAUAUACUUGAUGCAUAUAUGCACGUUUUAGAACAUUGUUUCUUUCCGACAUUCGCUUUCAGGAAAACACAUUAAUUUCAGUUUCAGGUAAAAUGUACCUCAUCACAAUGUUGCUUCUAUUGUGGCAUUACACUAGCUUAGACACUAUGAGCAGGUUUCCCAAAGACCCGGAUAAAGUUUAUUCCUGAACUAAAACACACUGUCAAUGGAUAUUCUAAGGAUUAAUCUGCAUCUGGGAAACCUGCCUUUGCUGAAGUUUUUAUCCUACUCCAAACAUGGGUUAGGUUGAGGGUUAAAGCUGGAAUCCUUAAUGUGAUAUUAUAACAACAAAGAAGUUACUGUAAACAACUAACAGUUUUUUCCCCUCAGACAUUAUUGCACGCGUGGUAGAAGAACACAAUAUGUACUGCAUUAAUUUUUUACCAUGCUGCACGACGCUCCUCAGUUCAACAACAAAAAUGAUAACAACGGUGAUGGGGCGGCCAGCGGUGGUGGGGUGGGGUGGCUACUGUGGAUUCCAUCUUUAAGUGUAGCUCAGAGGGGAUUAAAGUACACUGUGGGAAGUGGGAACUAUUUCUUGGAAGAACCUCCAGUGGAGGGAGACAUUAGCUCAUGUAGCUGUGCUUCACUGUGUUGAUACAGUAGUAUCCACUCUGCCAAGUUUGCUUUGCUCCAUCUGUUUAAAUUCUCAGACAAUAGAUAAAACCUCUGUAGUACUACCUCUCCUUUGACUGUGAUUUGAGCACCACCUAGAGGCCGUAUGGCCAAGUGAGGAUUAAAAACUCACCAGACAAUGUAGGCUAUGGCUACGUUUAAAACCCCACCAUUGACGUUCUCUCCACAACGCUAAAUUUGGCUAUGGUUUUGUUUUGAAGGCACAAGUUCCCCUCAGUCGUUGAAGAAGAUCCUGUCACUGUCGGAGGAGGCCAGCGAGCGUCACAAGCGUCAGACGGAGGACACAGUAUCCAGCACCUCCUCGCAGCUCUCCUCCCCACCCACCUCCCCACAGAGCUCGCCCAAGAAGGGUAAACUAAAUAAUCCCAUCAGUCCAACCUCAGCCUAUAGACAAGGGGAGAAGGGCUAUGUAAAGGGCUCCCUUUUGUCGUUCUGAGCCUAGACCACCUAGUCUACACUGUUCCAUAUUGGAAUCAGCUAUCAAUCACCCCUACCUACCUCCCAUCCCAACUACCUCACUCCUUACAUACUGUGAUGCUGUCCUGUGUCCUAUCUGUGUGUGAUGUCUCUUUGCCUUGCCGCACGCAGGGCUCAGGACACUGAAGGGCCAAAGUUUCCGGAAGGUUACCUUGACCAGUAAACAGACAGCCACAGGUAAACUGGGACUGCCCCAGACCGGCCCUAGACCUAGAUGCUGCUGGCCUAAAACACAUUUUGGGGUGCCCCUAAUGAUGCCCCCCUAAACAUGCAGGGUAUUUGUUGUUCAAUUCCAACCAAGUCUUAACUGAUGAUGACUAAUAUUACAUUAUUGAUUAAGUAACAAAUCAGGGUCACGUUCAUUAGGCAACAAAUGGAGUAAAACAGAUUGAUACAGAUAGGAACUACCUAGACCUGUCCAAUAAGAAAAGAAGGCCCGGAAAAUCGUCAAAGACCCCAACCACCCAAGCCAUAGACUAUUUUCUCUGCUGCCGCAUGGCAAGAGGUACCGGUGCAUCAAGUCUGACACCAACAGGCUCUUGAACAGCUUCUGUCCCCAUGCAAUACAACUGAUAAAUAGCUAACAAAAUGGCUACAUGGACUGUGUUUACCUUGUAUCUUUAUUUACCUUUUAUUUCAGUAUUUGCACUGUCUUUAUGUACACUCACAGGGCCCUACACACUCACACAGACUGUCACUCCAACACACACAAACACUCCAUCAUUUGCUCACUCACACAUAACAUGGACAUACAGUACCAGUCAAAAGUUUGGACACACCUACUCAUUCCAGGGUUUUUCUUUGUUUUUUUCAAUAUUUUCUACAUUGUAGAAUAAUAGUGAAGACAUCAAAACUAUGAAAUAACACAUAUGGAAUCAUGUAGUAACCCAAAAAGUGUAAAAAUAAAGAAAAGCCCUGGAAUUAGUAGGUGUCCAAACUUUUGACUGGUACUGUAUAUUUAUACUGACUCACUCACAUACGAGCUGCUGCUACUACUCUGUUUAUCUGUUGGCUACUCCCCUUAUCCCUAUACAUAUCUACCUCCAUCACUCCAGUAUCCCUGCACAUGUAAAUAUGGUAUUGGAACUGACUUUUUAGAUAUUUCCUGUAUAUAGUAUGCUUGCUUACUUUGUGUAGUUCAUAUUUCUUAUUCCUCGUGUGCUUUUUUCUAGUAAUACAUUGUUAUUGAUUAUUGCAUUGUUGGGUUUCACUGUACUUGUGCGUGUGACAUUGAAACUUGAAACUAAGAAACUCAUUUUCAUUUUCCAUUGCAAAAUGUUUUUAAAUGUUUUACGUUGCAUGCCCUAAUGAACACGACCCAGUUGGAUCUUACGAAGACGAAGUGGUUGGACCUGUAUACAGUGCAUUCGGAAAGUAUUCAGACCCCUUUACUUUUUCCACAUUUUGUUACGUUACAGCCUUAUUCUAAAAUGAAUUAAGAAAAAAAAAUCCUCAUCAAUCUACACACAAUACCCCAUAAUGACAAAGCAGAAACUGGUUUUUAGAAAUGUUUUCAAUUUAAAAACUGAAAUAGCUUAUUUACAUAAGUAUUCAGACCCUUUGCUAUGAGACUCGAAAUUGAGCUCAGGUGCAUCCUGUUUCCAUUGAUCAUCCUUGAGUUGUUGCUACAACUUGAUUGGAGUCCACCUGUGGUAAAUUCAAUUGAUUGGACAUGAUUUGGAAAGGCACACACAUGUCUAUAUAUGGUUCCACAUUUGACAGUGCAUGUCAGAGCAAAACCAAGCCAUGAGGUCGAAGGAAUUGUCCGUAGAGCUCCGGGACAUGAUUGUGUCGAGGCACAGCUCUGGGGAAGGGAGGUGAUCAAGAACCUGAUGGUCACUCUGACAGAGCUCCAUCUGUGGAGAUGGGAGAACCUUCCAGAAGGACAACAAUCUCUGCAGCACUCUACCAAUCAGGCCUUUAAGGUAGAUUGGCCAGACGAAACGACUCCUCAGUAAAAGGCACAUGACAGCCCACUUGGAGUUUGCCAAAAGGCACCUAAAGUACUCUUAGACCAUGAGAAACAAGAUUCUCUGGUCUGACAAAAACCAAGGUUGAACUCAUUAGCCUGAAUGGGAAGCGUCACGUCUGGAGGAAACCAGGCACCAUCCCUACGGUGAAGCAUGUUGGUGGCAGCAUCAUGUUGUGGGGAUGUUUUUCAGUGGCAGGGCCUGGGAGACUAGUUAGGAUUGAGGGAAAGAUUAACAGAGUAAAAUACAGAAAGAUCCUUGAUGAAAACCUGCUCCAGAGUGCUCAGGACCUCAACCUGGGGCGAAGGUUCACCUUCUGACAGGACAACAACCCUAAGCACACAGCCAAGACAACGCAGGAGUGACAAAUCUCUGAAUGUCCUAGAGUGGCCCAGCCAGAGCCCGGACUUGAACAUGAUCGAACAUCUCUGGAGAGACCUGAAAAUAUCUGUGCAGCAACGCUCCACAUCCAACCUGACAGAGCUUGAGAGGAUCUGCAGAACAGGUUUUCCAAGCUUGUUGCAUCAUACCCAAGAAGACUUGAGGCUGUAAUCGCUGCCAAAGGUGCUUCAACAAAGUACUGAGUAAAGGGUGUGAAUACUUAUGUAAAUGUUAUUUCAGUUUUAUUUUAUUUAUUUGUUCCUAAAAUGUCUAAAAACCUGUUUUUACUUUGUCAUUAUGGGGUAUUGUGUGUAGAUUGAUGAGGAAAAAAACAAUUUAAUCAAUUUUAGAAUAAGGUUGUAACGUAACAAAAUGUGGAAAAAGUCAAGGGGUCUGAAUACUUUCCGAAUGCACUGUAUAUACUGAACAAAAAAAAACCCGCAACAUGCAAUAAUGUCAUUGAUUUUACUGAGUUACAGUUCAUAUGAGGAGAUCAGUCAUUUGAAAUAAAUAAAUUAGGCCCUAAUCUAUGGAUGUCACAUGACUGGGAAUACAAAUAUGCAUCUGUUGGUCACAGAUACCUUUUAAAAAAUGGGCCUCACAAUGGGCCUCAGGAUCUCAUCACAGUAUUUUUGUGCAUUCAAAUUGCCAUUGAUAAAAUGCAACUGUGUUUGUUGUCCGUAGUUUAUGCCUGCCCAUACCAUAACCCCACCGCCACCAUAGGGCACUCUCUUCUCAACGCUGACAUCAGCAAACCGCUCGCCCACACAACGCCAACAUGGUCUGCAGUUGAGGCAGGUUGGACAUACAGACAAAUUCUCGGAAACAAUGUUGGAGGUGGCUUAUGGUAGAGAAAUUAACAUUAAAUGAUCUGGCAACAGCUCUGGUGGACAUUCCUGCAGUCAGCAUGCCAAUUUGCACACUCCCUCAAAACUUGAGACAUCUGUGGCAUUGUGUUAUGUGACAAAACUGCACAUUUUAGAGUGGCCUUUUAUUGUCCCCAGCACAAGGUGCACCUGUGUAAUGAUCAUGUUGUUAAAUCAGCUUCUUGAUAUGCCACACCUGUCAGGUGGAUGGAUUAUCUUUCAAAGGAGAAAUGCUCUCUUGUGCACAAAAUUUUAGAGAAAAAUAAAUAAAUUCUGUGAUCUUUUAUUUCAGCUCAUGAAACAUGGGACCAACACUUAACAUUUUGCAUUUAUAUUUUUGUUCAGUGUAUAUAGGGGGUCCUGAGGGCUUGUGUCUGUCGCCCCACUUGUCUUAGUAGCGGAGCUGCUGCUGUGAUGUCUAGUAGUAUGACAGUCGCUUCAGAAGAUAGAUGGGCUCAGAUGCUCCUGCUUCACCGACAUCCACUACUCCGCUUGAUUCAUGUCCGUGUGUUUAGAAGCCAGUAGAAGCCCUUCGGUCCACCGGGGAAAAACUAAUUCCUUUCAUUAUUGGAAUGGGUUUCAGGAACUGACUUGAUGCUAGGCCAUCUGACUUGGAAGAGCAGUCCUCCAUUUUCUGAGUGGUAGCUCGCGGUUGGUUUGCCAAUGAUUUAAUGUCACAGAAGACUCCAUUUACGAUGACUUGUUAGAUGUUAGAAUGUUAGAGAGCAGAGUAAUUUGAUGAGAUUUCUGGCUUUGAGAUGUGAGUCCAAGCUAAAGGUGUGAGGAUCUUCAUUUUUUGAAUUGGAUUGCUGCCCCAAGCACGUUCUGAGUUUUGUUGUAAGGUUGCUGUGUAUUUCCCCUAACCUUUUAUUAGGCUGAUUAGGUGAUUCUAGGUGGUUGUAGGCUUGUGUAGUGGCUUCUUUGAAUCUUAUUUUUCUCAUUUACUAGUAGGUCACAGUAUGACCGUGUUAAAGCUGUAAGUUAUCUGGUGUGACGGUAGUGAUUUGAGAGGUUAGAGGUUUUGUUUUCGAGGUGCAGGUAGAAAGAGAAGUUUCUCUAGGCCUAUGUGUUCUCUUAUCCAGCCUGCUGUAAAAUCCAUGUUAGGAGGUUCUGAACGAUGCAACCCCCUGAACACAACCCCUGGACUAGUAGAUUGGAAUAAUUUAGCACUUUGUGACAGCUGCUGAUGUGAAAAGGGUUUAAUAAUGAUUGAUCAGUCAGUUAAUGUCCCAACCCCCUACUCUCUCCAGGCUACCCCAGAACAGGAGACACCUACUCAGACUCAGGUCACAGCGAGAUCUCGUCACGCUCCAGCCUGGUCAGCAACUCCUCCUUCGACAUGGCCCAGGAGGAGAGGAGGGGUCUCAGGCACUCCGGAGGUGUUGGAGACCCCCACGCUGGAGGGGUGCGUCUGGAGAGGAGGGCUACGACAGACCCGGACCAGUACAGCCUCAGGUAUGAACCAACACUGCCUAUUUCUAAUGACCAUCAUCCCAAAAACGUUGUUUAAAGGGAUAGUUUACCCAAGUUCUAAAAUUGUUAAGUGGUGUUUAACUUGAAAAUGUAGUACUUGGUACACAUCCUAUUUUAAAAGCUAAUUACAGUGAUGAGCUUUAAAUGAGCUUCAAAAAUUGAAAAAGAAAUAGUUCCAAUCCCAACCCUUUAUUUUUCCACUUGAGUGGAAAACCCAUUGCAAAGGUAUAGCUUGUCUCUAAUCUCUAACCCUCUGACCCCCCCCCCCCCCCACAAACAGUUCCUACUCAUCCAUGCAGGACUGCCGGGGCCUGUAUACCUGUGCUACGGUUGUCUCUCCCAGCUCUGAGGAGCUGACCCAGGACCAAGGAGACCGUGUCUCCCUGGACGCCGCCGACAGUGGUCGCGGCUCCUGGACUUCGUGCUCCUCGGGCUCCCAUGACAACAUCCAGACCAUGCAGCAGGGACGCAGCUGGGAGGCCUUCGGACCUGGCGGUGUGGUCAGCGUGGGUGUCCACCCUCCCGGGGGGCCUGAAGCGUUACUAGGGGGCCCCUCUGGACUGUGGGUGUCUCAGGCUAGAGGGAGCUGGGCAUCGGCCUCUUCUUCAUCUUCCUCUGCGGCGUACUGGGGCGAGGACUCAGAGGGUGACACGGGCACGAUUAAACGGCGAGGCGGGAAGGACGUGAACGCUGACCCGGAGACGAGUAGUAUCACGUCCAUGGGGUCUGACGAGGCCAAGCAGCACGGGAGGCCAUCGCCGUCACCCAUCACCGCCGGCAAUAAGGGUCUUAUCAGUGAGUUGACGUCUGAAAAUGUUGUUUGUCUGUUGUGUUGAUGGAAGGGUUUAGCUGUCCUCAUAGGCUAAUGUUAUAGUGUCCAUACCUGUUCCUAAUGUUAUGGUGUCCAUACCUGUUCCUAAUGUUAUGGUGUCCAUACCUGUUCCUAAUGUUAUGGUGUCCAUACCUGUUCCUCAACAAAUAAACAGGGUCCUGGUGAAAGGUCGGAUUUGAGAAUGUUCUGAAAAUGCCAAACCCUGCUCACAUGCGUAUUCAUUUUUGCAUUCAUGCUUUUUACGAUUUGCGUACAUCCUUGGAGAGAAGUGCAUGUCAGCUGAAUUAUGUCCGCAUGUAGAUCUCCAUGCCAACACUUUUUCUGGAUGAAGUGUGUGGCGCAGAUGCGUAAAGUAUUAAUUGCAUUUUACCCCACCAUCUUUCACCCCCCUUAGCACGAAAGGAGAGCCGUUACCGCGAGCCCCCUCCCACCCCGCCGGGCUACACCGCCCUGACAAUCUCUGACUUCAGUGAGGGCCAGACGCAGUCGCCACCCCCGCCCACGGCCCCGUCCCACUCUGGCCGCCGCCCGCCCGACUACACCACGGCCCUGCAGCGCUCGCGCAUGGUCACCCAGUCGCCUGACUCCCAGCACCACCACCAGGUCCAACAACACCCAGGUUCCGGAACCACAAAGCGCCAUGGGCUCCACCGCACCCACUCGCCAGGCGAGGACGAAGAGCCAGAGGAGGAAGAGGAGGGUGAGUCCUUGUCUCCCAAACUAGUCGCUCUGAGGAAGACAGUGGCACACACAACACCAGAGACAACCAGGCCCUGA